This is a messenger RNA of Podarcis lilfordi (Lilford's wall lizard), 85931 nucleotides long. The record is from the annotation of a GenBank genome assembly. NCBI's taxonomy places the organism in Eukaryota, Metazoa, Chordata, Lepidosauria, Squamata, Lacertidae.
AUGGCGGAGACAAAAAUAAUCUAUCACAUUGACGAAGAGGAGACCCCUUAUCUGGUGAAAUUGCCCGUCUCCCCGGAAAAAGUCACUUUGGCAGAUUUUAAAAAUGUCCUCAGCAACCGGCCGGUGCAUAACUACAAAUUUUUCUUCAAAUCUAUGGAUCAGGAUUUUGGGUAAGUUGGCAUUCUGUUUUUAUUUGGCGUUGAAAAUUUUUUAAAAAAAAAAGGGGGGGGGAGGACGUUUGGAAACCCAGAUCUGCCUUGCCACGUUCCUGUGUGUUUGCAUGAUUGCCUGAACGCGGCGUGACUUGUGCCUUUCUUAAAAUGUGGCGAGCUUUCAAAUCUGCUGGGGUUUGUGAAACAGCCCCCACUCGCCCCUAUCACCAGGUUUACGCAAAGCUACUCUGAAUCCACACCAGAGGCUUCCCUCUGCCGUUAUACAUGUCAACCUUUGUGGGGUCGGGGGGGGGGGAGAAGGGUGGUGUUUGGAAAUGACAUACAUUAAUAUCACGGUUGUGAAAAAGGAGGGGGGGUGACAUAUUCCACCCUCCCCUUUGGGUGUCAAAGGAAAACUGGAUCUGAAAUUGUGGAUUUCUUGCUUUCUGGUGGCUUUGAUCAGAUAAAGGGGACUCUCAGGGAAAGGGAAAGGCUCCCGAUUUUACGUGGUUUACCAUUCUGGAAGGGGUUGGUGAAGGUUUAAAGCCUGGAGGGGGAUGGCUGCGGGGCGUCCGGAUUUCCCGAAACGUGGGUCUCUGGGGAGAAUCGGUGGGUCCGUGAUGAUCAUGGCUAAAAGUUCUGGGAGCAAAAAAAAAGGGGUUGCCUCCAACUCGGACCCUCCUCAGAGUAGACCUAUUGAAAGGAAUGGGCCUAAAGUUGGCCAUGUGCCGAUCAGUUCCCAUGGGUCUGCCGCUAAGCAGGAGCAGCACUGGAUCCAACCCAAAAGGUGUGAGGGGCCUCCUUGCCUUACCUGCUCAUAAAGGUGUUGCUUUCUGAAAUCUGGGUUGCCAGUAGGGGUUUGUGUUUGGCUGUAGACUUCUGGGGUCAGUUGUUUUUUUAAGAAGAUGCUAAGCCCCUCCACUGGGCAUUUCCUGCUUACAAAGAGAGGUUCAGGGAGGCUGUGGGUGUCCCCUCUCCCAGAUCUUUUGGAGUGGAAGGGGUGUGUGAAUUUCUGUAGGUGCCGUUGGUGGGUGGGUCCUUUUUUCUUUCUUUUUUACUAUUUCUGCCUUGGCAGUGCCCCAGAGAUGAACAAAUUGUAACCCAGGGAACGGCCACGGCUACUGCUUUGGCCUCAGAAGGUCCCUGGUUCAAAUCCCAGUGGCACCCCCAGAUAGAACUGGGAGAGGCUUCCUGCCUGAAACUCUGGGGAGAUGCUGCCAGUCAGUGUAGACAAUAUUGAGCAAGGUGGACUAAAGGUCUGACUCAGUGCAAGACACCUUACUAUGUUUUGGUGUGGGGGCAUAUCCCUUAAAUUUUGCUUGCCAAGGAGAACUUGGAAUGCCUAUUCAAUUCAUUUUGGCUCUCUUGAGAGGUGGGGAGACUUCCAUCAGGAAGCACUGGAGUGUCUUUCUAUUUAUUUAUCCCCCCCCCCUUCCUGUUCAUCCUCUCCCACUUGGGCAGCUGCAAGGCCUGGUAUAUGACGGUGGUCCUCCUUUAAUGUUGGGGGGUCUCUGUGAAGUGGGCCUGAUUGCCCUCUUUUGGGGUGGGGUAGGAGCAGGAUAUAGAAUUGUAGAGUUGAAAGGGACCCUGAGAGUCAUCUAGUCCAACCCACUGCAAUGUAGCAAUCUCUACUAAAGCAUACCUUUAGAAUCACAGAAGUAGUUUGCAUUAGACCAAUCCGUAAAAAUGGAGACAUUUCCAGGUGUGCUGGUGGUUGGGACUUCCUUAUUGUUUCAUUACUGACUGGUGUCAGGAGAUGGAACAGAAGAGGGAUGAAGAGUGUGCACAAUUUGGGGGACCCGAUAACCACUGGAAUUGGUAAUACAACAACAACAGGAGGUUGUUCCUCAGAUAGGUAGAAAGAGGGACCAUACUGCUUAUGGUUUUUGAGAGGAGGGGGCGUAUCGUCUUGUCUUGGGCCGAAUUGAUCACCCCACCCCCACCAGCAGUAGUGGACAAACGUAUAUAAAUGUUAGCUGGCGAGAGCAUGGCAGUCUGUGUUCCCCUGUCCAACGAAGGGGGUUAAAACAAGUGGUAUUGUGGGUGCUGUGCCUUUUUGCGCCCCCACAAUGCUUUGCUCUGGGUGGUGGGUUCCAAAAUCUCCCUGCAGGAGGUUGAAGAGCUCUUUGCUUGUCUCUGGGCUGUGGAGAAAGUGGCCGAGGUAUGUCCAGAGGGCAAAGGGCUCUGCCAAUGCCUCCCUUGUUGUUUGUGCAUCAGGAAGGGAAUUAAAGAGCCCUUUGUGCUGUGUCUCAGCUUGGGAGAAAUCGGGUGAGGUGCAUAAUAGUUCAUGUGCGCGAGGUGUUGAUCUUUGGAAACAUCUGUCUCUUUUGCUUACUUAUCUGUAGUCUAGGGACACCUGCUCUGGGUGGUUCUAAAAUUGCACACUUUCUAGAAAAAGAGGCCUUUCCCUCUUUGAGGUGGGCAACUUGCAUGUCUGAACGUUUCUGUAUACAUUUUUUUUAAAAGCCCCGCUCAUAGGAAACUAGGCUAGGAAGGUUCUCCCUGAUAUGCCGGUCUUCUUGGGGCAGGGAAUUAUUAUUAUUGUUAUUAUUAUUAUUAUUAUUACUUUGCAUCCAGGUGACUUCAGUCAUGUGCAACCAUGCCAUCAAUCUGGUCAGACUCUGUUGCCUGCACCGACCGGCAACAGCUCUCCGGGGCUUCGGACAGGGGUUAUGCCCAGUGUUACCCAGAAAUGCCGGGAUUUGCACGCGAAGCAAGUGCUAAAACCACUGAGACAAGCCUUUUUCCUUAAGACAUGAGAACAUAGGAAGCUUCCUUAUAUUGAGUUAGGCUAUUGGUCCAUCUAGCUUGGUGUUGUCUACACUGACUAGCAGUGGCUCCCCAGGGUGUAAUGUGGGGGGUCCCUCUCAGCCUUAAUUGGAGAUGACAUUGAAACUUGAUCCUGGCAUCUUUUGCAUGCAGUGCCGAUGCUCUGCCACGGACCUAUGGCCCUUCCCUGCAUUUGGGGACUAGAUGAACCUUUGAGCUGACACAGCGAGUCUCUCCUUAUGUUUCUACGACGCAGACCUUUUUUAAAGAAUAAAAAUAGUAAGAAGCCCACCUUAAGGCCUCAUGAUGGCCCACACUCCCCCCCCCCCCCAGUCUCUCCACCUCCAAGAUCUGUAUUGUCUGGUUUGGCACACAACCACUUGUUGGCAUUUAGAUAAUUAAAAAAGGAAGGAAAAAAACCACAGGCCUCAUCAUCUCCAGCUCUUUGGAUGGCAACCAUGAAUCAGCAUUUGAAAUCUAAUAAUCUCUUGGUAACAAGCCUCCCCUCCCCUCCGUGUCGGACGGCUCGUACCUGUAUCUAUUUCCGGCACUGCGAUCUUGGUGUUGUGUGUCGCCUGCAAAAAGGUCAGACGGAGCGGAGGGAAGCGGAAUGAUGCAAGAGAGCCCCAUGGAAAACAGAUUUGUUUUAUUCUGAGUGUUUUCCUGGACAGAGCCCUCUCAAGGCAGGGCACGGCGACAUAAACCCCAAAGCUGGAACAAUUUAAUGUUAGACUGCAUACACACCAUAUGUUUAAAGUGCAUUUACCCCCCCCCCAUCAAUAAUCCUGGGAAUUGUAGUUUAAGGGUGCUGGGAAUUGUAGCUCCAUGAGAGGUAAGCUAUGUUUCCAGGUUUUGGCGGGGGCUGUUUUAAAUUCAUGGUGUGUAUGUGGCUUUUUUUUAAAAAAAAAAGAUUAUUUUUUAAGAUUUUUAAGAUCCAUAAGAAUGUAAGACAAGCCGGCUGGAUCAGGCCAAGGGCUCACUUACCCCAGCAUUCUGUUCUCUCAGUGGCUAACCAGCUGCCUGUGGGAAACCCAUCAGCAGAAUUCAAAGGAUAAGCAACAGCAUUUAAAAAUAUGAAUGAGCCAGCAUAAAAUAAAGACCAUGAACGGCAGCAUUAAAACAGUAGCAUAUUCAAUAUAAUCACAUCAGUUAAAAUUCAGAACCCUCAAGUAGUUGCUGGAGCCCAGCUCCCCUCAUCGUCUGUGACCAUUGGCCAUGCUGGCUGAUGGGGGCUGGAGUCCAGCAACAUCCCAAGGAUCAGAGGUCCCUCAACCACUGCAGAAGCCAAGAUAUUCAGAACCUUUUUGUACACCAAAGGAGCCAACUGUGCAUCCCUUGGGGGGGGGAUUUCCACACAGUAGGGGCCACCACUGAGAAGGCCCUGACCCUAGAAGUGAUGCCACCAGGCCAAGACUUUGGAGGCAGAGGUCCAGGUGCGCCCCUCAGCAGAAUAGGCAGGAGGGGCCCCAAAAGCAACACAGCUUGAAGUAAGUGAAGUAAUUCAGUUUACACCUGAAGAGCAAAGUGUGUGUUGCUAGGUGCUUCCAGGCUAGCUAUCAAGUGGAAGGCAGGCUUCCACAUUUAUUUAUUUUUUGAUUGCCGUGGUAAGUGUGAGUUUUGCUUUCCUCCUAACCUUGGAGCUGUGAAUCAUUUCAGCAGUUGUGGAGGGGAGAGGAAGACUUGGAUGCACAGUGGCCAAACCAGUUAAGCCCCCUUGUCCACUUCCUUCAGUCUUCAAAUUCCUCACCCCAUUUAUCUAUUUUAUUUUAUUUAUUGCAUUCGUUUCCCCCAAGGAGCUCAAGGUCGCAUACAUGGACCCUUUUCUCAAUUUUUAUCCUUACAAUAACCUUGUAAGGUAGGCCAGGCUGAGAUACAGCAACAGGCCCACAGACACCCACUGGCCGAGUGGGGGAUUUGCACCCUGGUCUCCUAGGUCCUAGUCCCGCCUUCUAACCACUGCACCACACUGCCUUUCCCAUGCGGAACUGUUGCAACCCAGAAGCAUCCGGGAGCGUUAGAUCCUCACACACAGCAGCUGCUUAUCUUAAUUUCCCCUUCCCUCUGGCAAUUAAAGUUCCUUAACCCUGCUGACAUCCAGCACCCGGGGGGAUAGUGAUGGUGUUAACCUGCAUCAAGGAGACGGUUGCCUUGUUGAUUGCCUUGCUUCUGUGCAUCAGCUGGAUUGCUCUGCUGUCAUUAUGGGUUCCUGCUCUUUGCUUGGGGUUAGGGACAUUGCAAGCUGUCUUAUGCCAAGUCAUUUAUCUGACUCAGCAUCGUCUACACUGAACAGCAGUAGCUCUCCAGGGCUUCAGGCAAGGAAUCUUCCCCAGCCCUUUCCUGCCUGAACAGCCAUUGCCUGUCGGUGUUCACAAUAUUGAGCUCAGUGGUCCUAUGUCUUACAGGAAGGGCCAUGGCUGGGUGGUAGAGCAUCUGCUUCCAUGGAGAAGGCCCCAGGUUCAGGCUCCAGUAUCCCCAGAUAGGGGUGGGAACGUUCCCUAGCCUUAAGCCCUAAGCAGCUCCUGCCAUCAGUGCAGACAAUACUGAGCAAGAUAGACCAGUGGUCUGAUUAAGCAGAAGAUCUGCCUGUGGUUGUUUCUAUGACUGACAGCGAAUCUCGGGCACCCCCUGCUUCCUGAUCCUUUUAAGUGGAGAUGUUGAGGAUUGAACCUGGGACCUUCUGCAUGCAAAACCAGGGCUCUACUGCUGAGCCACAUCCCCUCUUCAGAGCCCCCAGUCUCCCCUGGCAGGGCUUGCCUAGGAUUUGAAUCCUAGGAUUUGAAUCUCCCUGCUGUGAGGCUCUUCCCUCCUAGCCCAUGGGUAGGCAAACUAAAGCCCGUGGGCCGGAUGCGGCCCAAUCGCCUUCUCAAUCCAGCCCACGGACUGUUCAGGAAUCAGCGUGUUUUUACAUGAGUAGAAUGUGUGCUUUUAUUUAAAAUGCAUCUCUGGGUUAUUUGUGGGGCAUAGGAAUUCGUUCAUCCCCCCCCCCCCCAAAAAAAGUCCGGCCCACCACAUGGUCUGAGGGACGGUGGACCGGCCCACGACUGAAAAAGGUUGCUGACCCUUGUCCUAGACCAACAAGCCCCAUGCCUUGUCUGGCGUGAAAUCCCACCACCUUGGGAGAGCGGUUUUGAAAUUCACAGUCCAGACCCAAAGGUUGUUUUCUAAGCUGCUUGCAGGGGCGGCCGUGGUGUUUUUGACUGCAGUUGUUUGGAAGGCUAGCAAAAGCCAGGAUCUUGUGAAGGCUGUUAGAUGGGAGCUUGUAUCUCAUUUGAUGUGGUGGCGGUACAGAUUUCAGGAGUCGCUCCCUUUCUCUCUCUCUCUCUCUCUCUCUCUCUCUCUCUCACACACACACACACACACACACACACAUAUGCCUUAUCUGCAAGCAGAAACCUGGAAAGACAGACACCCUUAAAUUUCUAAUUAACGGCCGGAUUAUAGACCGUUGUUACAACUGACUUGGGAGCCACUGUAAAAAAUUGGAUUUACAGCUGGAACAGCCGUAGGCAGCUCUAGGUUGCUGAUGACCUCCAGCUGCCUGGAGUCAGGCGAAGAGAGGCUGAAUGUGCAAAGUGUCAUUAUCUUCCUGUACCAGAGUCUCCCUGAUGGAAUCUCAGGGGCCGUCUCCAGUGCUAGCCCUGCUCAGGGUAGGCCCAUUGAAGUUAGUGGGCAUGACCGACCUGGGCUCAUCAAUUUCAAUGGGACUUAGCUGGAUACAACCUGAUUUAUAAUCGGAAGAGCCUUCCAGAUCUGAGCCAAGCUCCAUUUAGGCCAGUGUCCAAGAGAGGCCAACCAGUUGUUUCUAGGAAGACUACAAUGCAGAACAGAAUCAUCAUGGCUAGUAACCGUCAAUAAUAGCCUUAUCCUCCAGGAUUGUCUGGGCAGAUCCUCUUGCCUAUGUAGUUCAGCAGUCCCAGGUUCAUUCCCUGGUAUCUCUGGGUAGGAAUGGAGAGCUGCUGCCAAUUAGUGUACAGUGGUACCUCAGGUUACAGACUCCGCUAACCCAGAAAUAGUACCUCAGGUUAAGAACUUUGCUUCAGGAUGAGAACAGAAAUCGUGCUCCGGCGGUGCGGCGGUAGUGGGAGGCCCCAUUAGCUAAAGUGGUGCUUCAGGUUAAGAACAGUUUCAGGUUAAGAACGGACUUCCGGAACGAAUUAAGUUCUUAAUUCGAGGUACCACUGUAGCGGGAAGGCAUUGAUGACUGGUAACUGCUUGCUAUUCAGCACAUUCCCAUCUGCUCAGGCAGGAACUGAGCAGAAGUGGAGUGCAGUGGCCUAGCUGAUGGAAGUUAGGCAGCAAAGGAAACAGAAAUCUGGGCUUUGUGGCUGGCUUGAAAUACAUCUGACUGAGAGUUCCUGCUGAUUUUUGUUGUUUGCUGUGAGCUUCCUCCUGCUUAGUCUCAGUGUUGCCCCUUGUAGAACUCAGCAAGGAGGAAGAGGAUAGGGACCAAACUAGAAUAAGUCUGGCUUCCCAUUGGCUCUGUCUCUGCCUAUCAUCGGCUGUGGCUCUGUCCACUGUUGGGUUUCUUGCCUUUUGCCCCACCAGCCGCUCACAGAAUUAGGAAAUUAUAGAGUUGGAAGGAACCCCAAGAGUCAUCUAGUCCAAGCCCCUGCGAUGCAGGAAUCUCAACACAUGGUUCCUCAUCCAAUUUGAAACCACACCAGACCCUGCUUAGCUUUGUAAAUGUGCUAGCUAGUGAGAGGACCUCUGCCUUUCUCACUGGCCUGCAAUGUUUGGAAGCUGCUGGCACAGAGACAUUUUGUGCAUGUCUUUUCCCGCUAAAGAAAAGAAGCGCAGCGGACUUGAGUGUCCUGGAAAAUAUUUCUUAAUAUUUUUUUCUCUCUCCCUCCGCCCCACAACCGCCCCAGCCCGCCUUCUUCCUUGUAAGUGGUAAUUAGAUUCCCCAUUGCAGCUUGAAAUGUAAAAUGCAGGCUUGCUGCAGACUCCCGUUCCUGGCUCUCUUACAAGGUGGCUGUGUAGGGCUGUAAUUUGGCAAGUGGUUUCCAACUUGGCAAGCGGCCUUUCUGCCACUGAGCCAAAACAAGAAGGGGGUGGGGGUGGGAGUUUUGUGUCAGGGAAGCAAAUGGUGGUGUUGACUCUCUCUUCCCGCAACACACUUUUUUUGCGGGUGGGGGGAACCGAGUCUUGCAGGGAGAGCAACCUGUCCGGAUCUGACUUAGCAGUAAUGCACAUGUUGUCAUAAGGGCACGGCCCUUUUCCUGGAUCCUCCUGAAACAAUAACCGAAAGACGUAAUAAAUAAACCCGCAGCUUGGGAAUGAAAUGUGCCGCUGAGUUUGCUCCCGGGCCGGAAUAACAGAGGCAGAAAGAGAGUGGAGCGGCAGUCUGGAGCUUGGCCAGUAUCUGGGCUCAGCACAGCGACUGCCCCGUGUCAGUUUCCUAAAAUAUAUUUAUGUAUGUAUUUCAGCGGAAUAUUUGGCCAGGACACCGUAGAACCAGCGUUGCAGAGCUGGCUGCUUGCGAACUGUCCUUGUUGCGGUUCUAAGCUCUGAUCCGCUGGCAAAGAUGGUGUAACAACGCGAUUCUGUGCCUUGGCAGGUGGAAGGGGGUGGGGGGGAAGAAUCCUGAGUAGCUGCAGUGGUGCAAUCAGGUAGUUUUCAAACUCUGGACUUUGUGGGUUGCAGCCAACUAAGAUUUACUCUGAGUGGACCCAUUGAAAAUCAUGAACUUCUGUUAGUCCUGGCCGUUAUUUAAUUUAUUUAUUUCCAGGGUUUGUAUCCCACUCUUCAGCCAAAAAGGCCUGCAGAGUGUCUUACGUACAGUCUGAAAAAGACCUUCCUUACAAUCUUAAAAAACGUGACACACAAGGGAAAAGGGACAGGGAGGGAAGAGGAAAAGCAAAAGUCAGGCAUCAGUUUCUAAACAUGUGUUCCUAUAAUGAACAAAGGAUGACACGGUUCAGGGGCAAAGAGGGGCCUGAUGGAGCUGGGCCUCCAGCAGAGCUGAAGAAACCAGCCUUCUGCUUCCUGUCUUCCACUGAGGCAGCUUGGUGGAAUGGUUGCCCCAGAUGACUGUUGAGGGAGAGGAAGCCUGAUGGGACUAGCCUGUCACAGCAGAGCUGAUGGAGGGAGUUCUGCUUCCCAGCUCUCCCAGUGCUGGAAUCAGUGGGCCUGCUCUGAGCGGGACUAGCAUAAUGGUCUUAUUGGACUCCCUCUUCUUUCGAUGGGUCAGAAUUGCUUACUUCAAAAUUGCUACUGGUGUGGGGAGGGGGCGCCCAGCUCAUUCUGCAAAGUGGGGUCCCAGGCCUUUGCCCCAUAAUCGGGCACCCUUGGGCUGCUGUUGCUGUAGUCCUAGAAACCCCACCAGCGCCCACUGUCUUGAGGAGGGUGGCCACAUGUUCGAUGCUGUACAUUUGAAGCCCAUUCAACGCACAUUUAAGCCACUUGCCUCCCCUCCUGGCAAAGAACCCUGGGAACUGUAGUUUGUUAAGUGUGCCAGGAAUUGUAACCCUGUGAGGCUGGAACUACAGUUCCUGGGAUUCUUUCGGGGGCUUUAAAUUUGCAUUGGGUGUUUUUUAAAAAAAGCCCUAUACAGCCUAGGACUCUCGUACCUACAGUACCGCCUCUCCUGGUAUGUCCCACGGAGGACCUUACGGUCUUCAAACAAAAACACCUUGGAGGUCCCGGGCCACAGGGAGGUUAGGCUGGCCUCAACCAGAGCCAGGGCUUUGUUGGUUGUGGCCCCAAUCUGGUGGAACGCUCUGUCACAAGAGACUAGGGCCCUGCGGGACUUGCCAUCUUUCCGCAGGGCCUGUAAGACAGAGCUGUUCCACCAGGCCUUUGGCCAAGGCACAGUCUGACCCCCUCCUUUGGUAAUCCUCAUAGAACUCUAGCCCAAUGUUUGCCAUUAAUUUGAUUCUGAAUUGAUUUUAGAAUGAAUUGAUUUUAGAAUGUAUUUCAAUUAAUUGAUUGUGAUUUUAUGUAAACUGUGUUACUUUUACUGUUGUUAGCCGCUCUGAGCCCGGCUUCGGCUGGGGAGGGCGGGAUAUAAAUAAAAAAUUAUUAUUAUUAUUAUUUAGUGUGGAUUUGCCCUUGCUGUACAGAAGACAGCUCUGUCUGACAGCUGUGUUUCCCCUCCGCUGUCAGAGUCAGUGUUCCUCUGGAUACAGGUUGAUGUGAGUCACAAGUUGUUGUUCAGGUUCUCCCUUUGGGUUUCCCACUAAGGCAUCUGCUUGGCCCCCGUGAGAGCAGGAUGCUGGACUGGAUGGGCCUUUGGUCUGAUCCAGCAGGCUCUUAUCUUCUUAAGGACUGUCUAGUUCAGAAGUGGUCAACCUUUUUAUACCUACUUCCCACUAAUGCAUCUUUCUGGAUGGCAAAAUUUCCUUACCGCCCACCCGUGCUUGAUGGAAGGAGGAUUCAGCUUGUGCCGUAGAACCCCCUAGCGCCCACCAAGAAUCCUGAAACGCCCACUAGUGGGUGGUAGGGACCAGGUUGACAACCCCUGGUCUAGUUUAAAGAUGGUUUGAAGUUGCCCAUCAACAGUGAGUACCUGGACAACAGACGGAACAGGCACACAACCCACCUGUUCGCAGGCAUCCCAACUGUGUUGAGAUAUAUAUUGUGUUCCUAUUUAAAUCAGAGUAGCUCUUUUUUUGCUUUUGCAUCUGUACACCUCAGAGUUUGCAAAUGUUACACAACACUGCCACCCUCUUUCUCUCUCAUUAAUUGGUCUGAUUGUUAUUUUUAAGUGUGUGUGCGUGUUCACUUCAUAUGUUGUGAGCCACUUCGGGCACAGUUUUAUAGACAAGUGGCUUACAAAUAAUAAAAUCGUAGAACUGCAGAGCUGGAAGGGAACCCCCCCCCCAACUCCCUGCAAUGCAAAAAUUGCAGCCAAAGCAUCCCUGACAGAUGGCCUUCUAACCUCUGUUUAAAAAGAACAGGUGAUUAUGAUGUAACCUGGAAAGAGGGCAAGGCAUGGCUGGCUGGCAUCCUGAACAGGAGGGCUCCCCAGGGCAACAGUUUGUUGCAGGCACUACUUUUCUCCUUAAAACGCCCAGAGGGGGCUCAGAAAACUGGGACUGUUGUUUUGCAAGGCUUCAGAAAAUAGAGGCUGUUCUUGGUAAACCGGGGCAGAUGGAGCGAGUGCAUACAAAUGGGGAUCGGGUGAGUUUUUGGAACUCCCCCACCCCAAGAACUGUGGGAGCUCUAGUUGUGAUCUUGCAAAGCUACAGUUCCCAAGCACCCUUGACAAAUGACAGACUUCCCAGGCUUCUCUGUGUAUGUGAGUGGGGAGUCAUGUUCUUUAAGUGGACGGUGUGUCUGCUGCCUGUGGCUAGCCUUCGCAAACCAUUUCCAGUCGUUUCUCCUUUGCCGCCUCCCCAACAGCCCUGAGCAGGAACAAUCUCUCUCGUGGUCUGGGUGCGGCACGUUCUUUUAUUACCCGCGGAUGCUAUGAAAACACAGCCGGGGGAUGCAGGGGACGGGGCCCUUUUCCUGUGGCUUUUGUGCUCGGGGGGGGGGGGAGAACAGCUAAGCAAAACAAAUCAAUCAGGGGGCUCUGAUCUGUGCGGCCCUCCCCUCUGAGUGAGCUCCCAGGCAGCUCCGUGUGCAAAAAAGGUUGAACUCCAAGCAUUGAAGAGGUCUGGGUGUGUAUGGGGAAAUAUACAGUUUAUUGUCUUUGAUGCUCGUUCAGCUUUGAAUCUGCACCUGAUAUGUGGACGUCUACUGGUAUUCUACAGGGAAUAGGAUAGCUCAGUGGGUAGAGCAUGAGACUCUUAUUCCCAGGGUUGUGGGUUUGAGACCCAUGUUGGGCAAAAGGGGGUUGGACUAGAUGACCCUCGUGAUCCCUUUCCAACUCUUAAGAUUCUAUGAAUCAACCUUUAUUCCGUCUCUGUGUUAGCGGUAGAGAACCUUCUGAGCAACCCUUGGGAGAGGGCAUGGGUGGUGGACUCUCCUUCCUUGGAGGUUUGUACACAGAGGUUGGAUGGCCCUGUGCCAGGGAUUCUUUGGCUGUGUGAUUCCUCCAUUGCAUGGGGUUGGACUAGAUGACCCUCAGGGUCCCUUCCAACUCUACAGUUCUAUGACUCUGUGGUUGGAGAGGUGCAUCACAAAAUUCAGACAAGAGCAGAUCUUGAGGGUUAGCCGUGUCUCGGUUUGCAUAUCAUUUCAUUGCUCCCACUGAGUUCCCUGCAGUGAACAGAAGCUGGCUAUAUUGGAAGCUGACUUCUACUGAGACAGGUGACUUCUCCAUCUUAUCUCUGUUUCAGCAGCUCUCCAGGGUUUCAGGCAAGGGGAGUCUCCCCCAGCCUUACUUGGCGAUGCUGAGAAUUCAACCUGGGACCUUCUGCAUACAAGACAGAUGCUCUACCACUGAGCUGUGGCUCUUUCCUCUGACUCCCACCAGCCUCGGCUCAUGUGGGAUGAUGCGAGUUGUCGUCCAACAUUUGCAAGGCACCAACUCGGCUACUCCUGUGUUAGCGAUAAUGGCACUCAAUUAAUGGCUGCCACAAGAUGUCUUGGGCGAUUGUCUUGGGCAGCUUCAAAAGAGGGAUCCGGCCAGUUCAUUUAGUGGGGAGGACUAGUUUAUCAGUGGCUAUCGGCCAUGACAGCCCGAUGGAGCCUCUUUGUUCAGAAGCAGUUUCCCUGUGAAUACUCUGUGGUGAAAAGCAAUAAUGAGGAGAGGGCUGUUGCCUCCGUGCCCUGCUUGGAGGCUUCUGGAUUGGCCACUCUACAAAGUGGAAUACUGAGCUUAGAUAGGCCUUGGGUCUGAUCCAAGAGGCCUGGAAAUGAGCUUGGAAUUGGGAACUUGGAAAUGGGAGCAUCUCUCUUGUGAACUCUCGGUAGCCUCUGGCAUUCCCCAGGCAAGGGUGUGUGGAUGGACCACCUAGCAGGCUCACAUUUCGGAAAAUAUCCUAGUCAAGGAAGCAUCUGUUGAGUAUAAUGCUUGAAACAUCUGCCUUUGGGGAACUGAUAUAUACCUCCCUGCCUCCAAGCACCCAUCAGACACCUUUUCUUUUCCCAUGUAAUGAGGGCGGGGGAAAGAGAUAUUUCUUUCUCUCGUCUCUCUCCAGUGCUUGUAGGCUGACAGCAGGCAGAAGAGGUCAAGCACACCCUGUAGCUGUAGCUGAGAAUCUGCACCCUGAUUUCUCCGGAGGGAGGGAGAAUCUUCAUGUUCACACACCCCGUUCGUAUUGGGCUUUUAGAAUUGUACAACCGGGGUUGCAGCCAAUGCUUUACGUGCUCAGCAUAGUCCCAUUCAAAGUAAUGGGCCUAGGUUGGUCAUGACCACUAAUUUCAAUGGAUGCACCCCUUGGAAAGGAUCUUAGAAGUCAUUUAGCCUACCCCUCUUUACUCGAUACAGGAAAUCUACGUCUACAGCAUCCCCGACAGAUAGCUGUCCAGCCCCUGUUUAAAUAUCUCCAGUAAAAAAUCCAGCGUAGUGACAAAACUGCUGGCAUAUUUGCAAAGCUAAGCAGGGUCCAGUCCAGUUUCCGAUUGGAUGGGGGACUGCAUGUUGACAUUCCUGCAUUGCUGGGGGUUGGACUAAGGACCCUUGGGGUCCCUUCCAACUCUACAAUUCUAUGAUCCUCAAUAUGUCUGUCCAUGAUGUGAGAUGACUGGCAGGUGGUUUGCCCCGCCCACCCGCCAAACUCAUCCCUUAGGUUUGGAGAAAGAUAGUGCUCUGGCCAAAAAGGUUCCCAACCCCGAUCUGGUGUGUCAGGAAGAAAGCUAGACUCAAACACUUCCCCCUAGCAUGCUAUAUUUCUGUGUGCAGAGAGAACUGUGGGUUGUCUUCUUCCCCAGUAGAACACCCAAACAACCUUCCCUGCACAUAGAAAUCCAGCAUGCUAGGGGGGCCAGUCAGAACUAGCCCGCAGAGCAGGGAAGAGGAACCAAUGGCCUUUCAGAUGUUGCUGAAGCACAGUUCUCAUCAGCUUCAGCCACAUCAGCAGCAGUCAGGGAUGAUGGGAGUUAUAAUCCCACAGCAUCUGGAGGGUUACAGGGUUCCCAUCCUUGCUAUAGAGCAGUGUUUCCCAAACUUGGGUCUCCAGCUGUUUUUGGACUACAACUCCCAUCAACCCUGACCAUUGGUCCUGAUAGCUAGGGAUGAUGGGAGUUGUAGUCGAAGAACAGCCAGAGGCCCAAGUUUGGGAAACACUUCUCCGGUCUACAUUCCUGACUGCCUCUCCAACUCUGGGCCUCUGUCCACUUCCUGGUUCAGCUAUCUAAGAGAGGAGACUACCUCCUAAGGAAACAUGAAGUAGUAAUUUAAUUUAAUUUAAUUUAAUUACAAUCAAUCAAUCAAUCAAUCAAUCAGAUGUUCCGAAAAGGAAUGUUGCAGAGCUUGGAAGGCCUUCGGAAAACAGCAACAAAAAAUGAUCAAGAGGUCGGAUGUCUCCCUUAGGACGAAAAGCCACAACAUUCGGGGCUCUUUAAUUAAAUUAAUUAAUUAACAAACAUUUAAUUAAUUAGAGAAAAUACAUCGCUAAGGGAGACAUGAGAAAAGUCAUGAUAAAAUAAUUCACAUUGUUCAGGAAGUGGCUAGAGGAAAGUUUUCUCUCGUAACACUAGGACUCCUGGCCAACCAACGAAGCUGAAUGUUGGAAGAUUCAGGAAAGAUAAAAGAGAUGACUUUUACACGCAGUGUGCAAAGUUAAGUUUAGGAUUCGCUCCUGCAGGAGAGGUAGCAAUGGCCACCAGAUUGGAUGGCUUUAAAAUAGGAUUAGAGAAAAUUCGUGGAGAAGAAGGCUUUCUGUAGCUACUGGCCGCAAUGGCUAUGUUCUGCCUCUGCUGUUGGCAACAGUAUGCCAAUUAUUAGGAAUGGCAGGUGGGAAGAGUGGCUGUUUCGCUCAGGCCAGGCUUGCGGUCUUCCCACAGGGACAUCCAAUUGAGAACAGGUUGAAGGGCCUAUGGCCCAAUCCAGCAGGGCUCUUGCAAGUAAUAAAAUGUGAUUAGAAUUCGAGCACCAAAGUAUCUCCAAACAUCUGAAAGGCUGAAGAGUGGGCAGACAUGUUCUGAUGCUUAGAGGCCUCAGGAGACCAAUGGAUCCUUUUGGCUCCGUUUGAGAUCUCUGGUGGCCUCACCCAGCUGUCCAAACAAGGACCACUGCGACAGGGCUUCCUUCAGAAUCUGGGCUAAAAGUCUGGAACGGUUGGUUGUCUUCUGACAACUGCCAUUCAGCACCCUCCAGUUCUAAAGAGUUUUGUAUUAUAUAGCAUGCAAGAGAAUCGAUACGGAUUGAUUUUUCUUUUGGUGUGCGCAGUUGUCUGAGCAUGCAAUUUUCUGACUUGGGGGCGUGAGGAGGGUGUGUUUGCUGCCUUUCGCAGAGUUGGACCAUGUUAUAUUUUUGAGAUUGCAAUGGAUUUCUCCCCAGUCGCUUGCCUCUUCUGAAAUGCAAUUGAAAUGUCUAGCUGUCCAUCUUGGGGUGAUCUCCCACCGCACCUUCAUAGGAACAUAGGAAACUGCCUUAUACAGCGUCAGAUUGGUCCAUGUAGCAGCUUUCCAGGGUUUCAGACACGGGGCAUUACUAACCCUACCUGGACAUGUCUGGGAUUAAACCUUGGACCUUCUGCAUGUAAAGCAGAUACUGUACCCCUGAGCUAAAUCUCUCUCUCUCUCUCUCUCUCUCUCUCUCUCCCUCUCCUUUCGUCUUCUCAGCUUCCUGGAGUUCCUCACUUCAGAAAUUAUUUUUAAAAAACCUUGCCUCCUCCCCUCUUCCGCAGUUAUGGAUAAAGGCUCUUUGAAGAGAGAACAAUUUUAUUUCAUCCUGCCUGUUUAAGUAUGAAAAGGAAUUCAAAGCUCCUCUCUUAGGUAUGAGGGGAACUCCCCCUCCCCAUGUCUUGUAUCUGGGGAUGGAGUUUUCCAUGUGGGGAUGUGUAGCUCACAACAGGAAAAGCAAGAUGGGCCACGAGAAAACCUGUCUGAAUAGGAAGGACUUAACCUGCAUGCAAAAGGAUAGCAAAGAGGAAGCCAAUCUUGCCUUUCUUGAGAGGGAAUUCCACAAUCUGGGAGCAGCCACAGAAAAGGCUCUGUCUUGUGUCACCACCAACCAUGCUUCCGGUGUUGGUGGAAUCAAGAGAAGGUGCUCACCUGAGGAUCUUAGUACAUGGGCAGGUUUCUAUAGAGCAGGCUUCCUCAACCUCAGCCCUCCAGAUGUUUUUGGCCUAGAACUCCCAUGAUCCCUAGCUAGCAGGACCAGUGGUCAGGGAUGAUGGGAAUUGUAGUCUCAGAACAUCUGGAGGGCUGAAGUUGAGGAAGCCUGAUAUAGAGAGAUAGGAAUGUUAAGAGUUUUGUGUGAGAAUCUGUGCCCUCCUAUCAACUCAGAUAUUGACUUAUAUUCGCAUAAAUAGCUUAUCUCAGUGUAUGUGGCUCCUGUGCCACCAUGUUGCAUUUGAGGUCUUAUUAAAAGAGGAGCGCAGACUUAACAACCCUGGAAUCUGCCCCUCUCUUCAGGACCUGGGAAAUCAGAUGUUUCUCUCGGAGUCCAGAUCUGGAUGAUUCAGUGGGCUCCUCAAUGGAUAAUCCUGAGUCAAGGUCAUUAUUGGAGGAAUUGCAUUGGGCGAGCGGGCACACAAAAGAGGGUUUGGCCUGGUUCCCACUAAGAUGUCAAUAGCGGCUUGUAUGCUAAUGAAUAUUGGCUCUGUGUUGGCAGGGGUUGGGGAGGGACAGCGGCGUGGCCUUUGGCUCAGCUCUGUCUGUCUCCAGCAUAUUUUCAUUGCACAAGGGUGUUCUGUUCUCAAGUGCGGGUACAUCCACGCGUGUCUGCCCCUUAACAAUUAAUUGGAGGCGACAAGCUGGUGAGCAAAUACAGGAGUGAAAUGUUCAUGGAAGGCCUACAUCCUUGCCUUUGGUCACAUGCUCAGAGGCCCUAGGGUGCUGGCCGACCGCUGAACUGGGUGGUUGUGUAAGGUAAAGCCACGGGAGACGGGAGUGGGAUGAAGUAUGCUGCAAAAGCGCGUGGGCAGCUUCCUAGCAUCCUGAACAGGAACUCUCUGUACAGCAACAUUUUGUUGCAGACCCCACUUUUGGUUGGCAGGAGCAGGGACCGUGCAAUGGGAGCUUACCCCGUCGCGGGGAUUCGAACCGCUGACCUUCUGAUCGGCAAGUCCUAGGCUCUGUGGUUUAACCCACAGCACCACCCGCGUCAAUAAUAAUAAUAAUAAUAAUAAUAAUAAUAAUAAUGGGAUUGUAUCCAUUGCUUGUUCUACUCAGAGAAGUUCAUAGACGUGGCUAAUUAAGGUUCAUUAAUUCCAAUGGGUCUACUCCCAUGAUGAUGAUGAAAUGCAGGAACCACCCCAUGAAGUACAGAUGAUACAAAUGAGUGUGACACAACGCAUCGCAUCCGGGAUGGGAAGCCUUUGGCCCUCCAGAUGUUGCUGAACUACAACUCCCAUCAGCCCCAGCAAGCAUGGUCGAUGGCCUGAGGGUGGAUAGUAAUUCAGCAAUAUCUGGAGGGCCAAAAGGUCCCCACUCCCAGCAUUAUGAAAAUAAUCAGCUUUAGGCUGCCACCUUACCCUCACUUACCUGGGAGGAAGCUCCACUGAAUUUCUUAGUAGCCUUGCUGGCUUUUGAGCAAAUUGCUGCUUGCUGGCCACAACUAACCAGAUUGCAGAGGAAAUUAAAAAAGAGGAAAACCAUUGAAAAUCAUUUGGGGGGGGGGGGAACAGACUGUAAUGCCACCAGAUAAAUAAGGGAGUGAACUGUUGUGAACCCACCAAGUGACUGAAGGUGCUGCUGUCUUCACUUCCUGCAAUAGAAGGAGGAUGGUAAUAGUGGCCCACCUUGCAGGUAUGUUGUUAGGGUUAAGUGAUUGAUGGCCCAAUCAUAUACAUGCUUACCUAGGAGUAAGUCUCACUGUACUCUGCAGAGCUUACUUCUAAGGAAAUGUACAUAGGUUAGCGCUGUCAGAGCCCUUCUCACAAUACUUAAAAUACACGCUGCUUGUGAAUAAUAUUUUGUGCAUCUUAUGUGAUUGAUUUUUAUAGUGUGCUCUCUCCAUGGUCCCCAUGGAUGGGAAGGCAGUAUUUGGAACAAAAUUAAUGAUUUACUUCACAGGCCAAUAUGGAAAGCCUGCAAGCAGGACCCGAGCGUAGGUGCAGUCUUCCCACUUGAGAUUACCAGGUUUCCUUAAUCCAGUGGUGGAGGGAGAACAUAGCGAUUGAGCCGUUUGUUUAUUUACUGCAUUUCUAUCCCACAUUUUUCUCCAAGGAGCUCAAAGUGGUGUAUGGGGUUCUCCUUGUUUGACCCCUGCAACAACCCUGUGAAAUGGGUCGGGCUGAGAAGGUCGCCCCAGUUAGCUCCGUGGCUGAGUGGGGAUUUUAACCCCAGCUUCUCAGGUCCUAGUCCCGCACUCUAACCACUACACCACACUGGCCAUUGAUAACAUUAUCCUCUGUGUUCACUGCAUCCGAGUGACAUUGGAACUGGACCCCAGGCUCCCGCGUCCUCCUCUUCGGGGCAUAUGUAGGGCGAUGGGAGUGUCGCACGGAAUGCAUUCCCUGUGUACCAUGGUUAAUUGGUUCCCCUUUGUCUCAACGCUCCUUUCGCCCUGCAGUAAUUGUGGGGGUGGCCGAGGUGUUGUAAGAUGCAGGCGCAUAACACACUGUCUGCCAGUAAGCUCUGGUGCUCUUAUCUCAGCUGGCUGGAGAAGGCUCCAUUGUGUCAUUUGCGCUGUUGAAACCCUGUUCAAUGUGCGUCCCAUGAGGAAGCGUGGGGCAGGGGCAACAGGAAUCAGAUGUGAGUGAGGUCACACAAACAGCGUUCUGAGCCUGUGACACUGUUGUUUAAGUUCCUCCUGUUGUGUGUGUGUCCCAGAAAGUUCCUUUCCAUCCGGUUGGGUCUUGACACGUUUUAAUGAGUCAUGAAUUUAUUUUCGGUGUAUGAAGAAUUUCAGAGGUGUCGAAGACGGGGUUGGGUGGGGGAGACAUUUAGAGUGCCACAGUUCCCCCCACCAUCUUAAGGAACAUGUAGUGGGUUGUUGUUUUAAAACAUAAAGAGGGGCAAAAGCGACUGAAGAAUGUUGGAACAAAGAUCUCAAUUGGAUAAAGGAGAGUGUCUUUUGUGCCCGCAACCGAUCGGCAGAGCCGGGAUUGGUGAAGCUGACGAGCCUGUGACAUAAUUGAUUUUGCCAGGCUUGGCAGGCUGAUGGAAAGCGACUCCCGGUGACGGCUUUUAGGAUCUGAUUGGUUUUGACAGCCUUGAGUCAGUUGCUGCCACCCCAAAUGAGGCACAUCGCUCUGGAUGGAAGCAGCUCUGGUUUCCCCUUCUCUUCCUCUCUGCAUCAGGAGCACUCAGCCUUCAGUCCUCCUGUCUUGACCCCUUGCCAGCUUUGCAGUUUCCUGGAUGAAUCUUUUUGGUCGGCCUGUAAUGAGGCUGCUCUGAUUCAUUGGGAAGUCAUGCAUCCUUGAGGCCGAUUGGAAGCAGGGCUGGAAAAGCAUUAACUAGGGGAGAAGCAUUAAUUAACAUUAGCAUUAAUUAUUACCAUUCAUUAACAUCCCCUAGCAUUAACUAGGGGAAUUGACAAGUUUGUCUCUUCCCUGGUCAGCACAGGCCAAGCACGAGGUUGCUGGCUGGUUAGCUAUCCUUGUCACCUCUGAUGUCUUAUCCCUAGUCUGUGACUCCAGGCUACUGGUAAAGGUAAAGGGACCCCUGACCAUUAGGUCCAGUUGUGGCCGACUCUGGGGUUGCGGUGCUCAUCUUGCUUUAUUGGCCGAGGGAGCUGGCAUACAGCUUCCGGGUCAUGUGGCCAGCAUGACUAAGCCACUUCUGGCGAACCGGAGCAGCGCACAGAAAUGCCGUUUACCUUUCUGCCGGAGCAGUACCUAUUUAUCUACUUGCACUUUGACGUGCUUUCAAACUGCUAGGUUGGCAGGAGCAGGGACCGAGCAACGGGAGCUCACCCUGUUGUGGGGAUUCGAACUGCCGAAUUUCUGAUUGGCAAGUCCUAGGCUCUGUGAUUUAACCCGCAGUGCCACCCGCGUCCCUCCAGGCUACUGAGCCAACCUCAAAAGAUCACAAACUUUGUAGGAACGGCUUCACACUCCCUGAAGUGGACAGUCCCAGUCAGACCAGAGGGCUGGAUGUUCUGGUACUGGAGACUCUGCAAGUCACACCUUCAUUGAGUGUUCUCCCCCCACGCUCCCGCUGGAAUGCGUCCUUUAAUUCUGAUCAUGCCUCUUCUUUGCCUGGAUAGAGGAUAGAGAGGGGUAUGUGAGUGGGUGUAGAAACUGGCCUUCUGUACCAAGGUGAAAUUUGCAUUCCUUGCUCUGCCCACUUUUUCCCCUGGCCCUGCCCACCAUGCCAUGUGGCCCCCGGAAGACAUCCCAGAAGGGAAUGCGGCCCUUUGGUUGAAAAACCAAUCUGUGUCUUCUCCAAGCUGCCAGCAAACUGAUGCUAUCUCUUUAGCAAGCCUUGGCAUGCACUGAGAAUCGGACAGCCUGUGUGCUCUUGAACCUGGGAAGGCCGAUUUGGCUUUCAAGUGAGCACAAGGCAAAUAAAAUUCUGGCAAUGGCUGUGUAAACAAAGCAGGGAUGUUUGUUUUUUUAAAAACCCAGAAAGCCUUGAACAUGUAGCAUUCCAAGAGUCUGAAAGAGGCCCUAUCUGCACUGUGCAUUUAAAGCAGUAUGAUACCACAUGGAACAGUCAUGGCUUCCCCCAAAGGAUCCUGGGAAGUGUAGUUUGCUGAGGGUGCUGAGAGUGGUUAGGAGACCCCCAUUCCUCUUGCAGAGCUACAGCCUCCAGAGCAGUCCAACAAUUAAUUCAUCUUCACAGGGAACUCUGGGGAUAGCAUACAAAAUACAAUAGCAUAUUAGCUCAAAGUGCUGGCAGGGAAAAUGUACACCAAAAUGUUAAAAAUUAGAAGCUGAAGCAGACAGGUUCACCCACUGCCAAAAUCUGUAUCGAACUUCCUUGAAAGUCGCAAAUGUUAAUCGAGGGAUGAGAGAGCUUCUGCAGCUUGGAGCUGAGGAGCUUGCCUUGUUUAUCAGAAGAUCUUGGGCCUGGAAUGUGUGUUUGGGGUGUGCCAGGAGUGCAAGCAGAUGGCAGCGCUGAUUUAAUGAGGGCACGGCCUUCCCUGCCGCAAGGAACUCGGGGAACUCUCAGGUGCUGCCUUCCUGCGCCGGUUUUGCAUUAGGCAGCUACCAGGGGACACCUUAAACGACUCCUUCUCGAAGCAGACCUGCAGAGGCUCAAACCAAACAGCCCAGUAGAACGAGGCGAGUGAGCCAGAUGCCUGUUGCCAGCUGGCUGUUAAGUGCCCCGCCUAGUACCUUUAGGGCUCCGCUGAAUGCAAAGGACUGGCUGCGUGGUUCGUCCUUUAUUUAUUUAUUUUUUAAAAAACUGUUACGGCACUGUGUUCUCAGGGCAAUUAACAAGUUGGGCAAUUCAUUAAAGAGGGAGGGAGCCCGGCCAGCGGAAACAGGAUUUGCGUUUUAAAUUGUUUCAGGGCCAGACCGGCUUAGGAAAGCAAGGCGACGGAAUAUGUCGUGCCAUAAUAGCAGCACGUUUUGUUUUGUUUUUCGAUAAUAUGCCACUGUGUACCAAAGCCCACUGUUUAGUCGUGUUUUGGCAGAUUCAGUUGCUGGCUUCGGUAGGUGGCGCUGUGGUCUAAACCACUGAGCCUAGGGCUUGCCAAUCAGAAGGUCAGCGGUUCGAAUCCCCGCGAUGUGGUGAGCUCCCGUUGCUCGGUUCCUUCUCCUGGCAACCUAGCAGCUCGAAAGCACGUCAAAGUGCAAGUAGAUAAAUAGGUACCGCUCUGGCGGGAAGGUAAACGGUGUUUCCGUGCGCUGCUCUGGUUUCACCAGAAGCGGCUUAGUCCUGCUGGCCACAUGACCCGGAAGCUGUCUGCAGACAAACGCCGACUCCCUUGGCCAGUAAAGCGAGAUGAGCGCCGCAACCCCAGAGUCGUUCGCGACUGGACUUAACUGUCAGGGGUCCUUUACCUUUACAUUUACCUUUACCUUAUAAGACCGUUGUAAGACUUCAGGUCACAUCCACAUAAGAAGAAGAGCAAUGCUGGAUCAGGCCAGUGGCGCAUCCAGUCCAGUGUCUUGUUCUCACAGUGGCCGUCAAGAUGCCCCUGGGAAGCCUGUAAGCAGGAUCCCUCCUGCAUUUUCCGAAAACUGGCAUUCAGAAGUGUUGCUGUCUCCAAUCACGGAAGCAGAGCAUAGCUGUUGUGGCUAGCCAUAUCACACAUUUAAAGCAUAUUUAAAGUACAGUGGUACCUCGGGUUAAGAACUUAAUUCGUUCCGGAGGUCCGUUCUUAACCUGAAUCUGUUCUUAACCUGAGGUACCACUUUAGCUAAUGGGGCCUCCUGCUGCCGCCGCACGAUUUCUGUUCUCAUCCUGAAGCAAAGUUCUUAACCCGAGGUACUAUUUCUGGCUUAGCAGAGUCUGUAACCUGAAGCGUCUAUAACCUGAAGCGUCUGUAACCCGAGGUACUACUGUACAUGGAUCCCCCACCUCUGCAAACCUAGGAACUGUGGCAUGUUAAGGGUUCCGGGAAUGGUAGCUCUUGGAGGGGGGGUAAACUAUAGUUCCCAGGAUAUUUGGGUGGAAGCUCCAUACAUUAAAUGUGUUUUAUAUAUACAGCAUGGAUGGUCUGUUGGUGAGAGCCCUUCAGCUCUCACUCCUCAAUUUUCACCAAACUGCAGAUGGCGAUUAGGAGCCAAAUAUGGGUUAAAACAGCAGGGGCAUUGCAGUGAUGCUGUGCUUUCACCGCACACCAGAAUGGUUUUCAACUGGUGCCAGCUCCUGCCACUGACUCAGCAAGCUUUGUUUGGGUUGGCCUCCGCGUGGACAUGCGCACAAGGCAAGGCGAUGUGUCACUGAGCACUUUCUCCCUCGCUCUUGCCAACGUGCACUGCGCCACUUGGUUCCAGAGCCUCAUUUUUAUUUAAUUUUUUGGCACCCAGCCCCUGACAGCGCGAGCUGCAGGCAGAACCUCUUGCUCUGUGACUCAUGGCUUCUUCUCAGAAAAAAGAAGAAGGUGGGGCUGCAGCUGCAGAUGAGGCAGCAGCAAGACCAGUAUCUUCCUCACCUGCAUUUUGGAGGUGUGUCUCACCUCUCAGGACAAUACUAAGUGCUUAUAGUGAACUCCGUCUCCGUGUGUCUGAGAAAUCGGUCAGUUGCUUGCUGCUCUCCUUGAAGGAGCAGGUGCGCAAUCUGGCGAUGCUUCUAGAUCCAGCUCUAUCACUUGGACGUCCAAGUAGCCUCAGUGGCUAGAAGCACCCUUUCCCAGCUGUUCCAGUCAUGAUCGCUGUCAUUCAGGCAUUGGUAACUUCUAGGAGGGACUUCCCUUGUGCUUGAUCCAACAACAACAACAACAACAACAAUAAUAGUUUAUUAUUUAUUCCCCACCCAUCUGGCUGGGUUUCCCCAGCCACUCUGGGCAGUUUCCAACAAAAUAUUAAGGGUAAAGGGGACCCCUGACCAUUAGGUCCAGUCGUGGCCGACUCUGGGGUUGCGGCGCUCCUCUCGCUUUAUUGGCCGAGGGAGCUGGCAUACAGCUUCCGGGUCAUGUGGCCAGCGUGACUAAGCCACUUCUGGCGAACCAGAGCAGCGCACAGAAACAAUGUUUACCUUCCCGCAAGAGCGGUACCUAUUUAUCUACUUGCACUUGACGUGCUUUCGAACUGCUAGGUUGGCAGGAGCAGGGACCGAGCAACGGGAGCUCACCCCGUUGCAGGGAUUCGAACCGCUGACCUUCUGAUCUGCAAGCCCUAGGCUCUGUGGUUUACACCGCAGCGCCACCCGUGUCCCUAACAAAAUAUUAAAAUACGAUAAUUCAUCCAAUGUUAAAAACGUCCCUAAACAGGGCUGCCUUCAGGUGCCUUCUAAAAGUCGGAUAGUUGUUUAUUUCUUUGACAUCUGAUUGCAGCUAGUGCAGUAUUCUGCAGUAUGGUUGGUAACAAGAGGGAGAUCUUCUUAUCUUAUAACACCUCUGCUCAGAGAUCUUAACUGGCUGCCAAUUUGUUGCCAAGACAAGUUUAAGGUGUUGCUGUUAGUAUGUAAAGCCCUUAACAGCUUUGGACCAGUUUACAGCUGGGAUCGCCUUACCCCAUAUGUGCCCGCAUGAGACUGCUUUGAUCUGUGGAACUGGCACUGUUACAGGUGCCAUGUAAAGCAUCCCGCACUUGUAAGAAAUCAAACUCCUAGCAUGGCAGCACGUACCCUUUGGAACUCCCUGCCUAUGGACACCAGGGCAGCUGCCUUCGCUGUACUCUUUUCGGAAACCUGCUUAAAACAUAUUUAUCUAAGCAAGCCUAUCAAGACAUGUAGAAUGCUCAUCCAUUUUGGUCCAAUAAGUUGCCACAAAGGAUAAUUUACUAUUAUUUGUUGCUGGAGAAAUGUACACUUGAUUGCUUUCAGUAUUAAUGUGACAUGAGUGUGAAAAUUCUUGAGGAUUUUGUGCCCUUCCUUUCCCCACUCCCACAAAGCAGACUUGAGGUGGCCUACAUUUCUUGCCUUUCUGCACUUGGUGCUGCAGCCGAGAGGCCUGGGAGUCGUUCUCUUGCGGAGGGCAACUUGAUGGGUUGUGGUUUUCAAAUGGAAAAAAUGUAUUUUGAGAGUGCUCCUUCCCGCCCCCCUCUGCCUGCCUUUUCUUUGCCUGGAUAGCUCCGUUGGUUAGAGUGCAGUGCUGAUAACACCAAGUUUGUGGGUUCAAUCCCUGUAUGGGACAGCUGCAUCUUCCUGUAUUGCAGGGGGGUUGGAGUACAUGAUUCUCAGAGUCCCUUCCAACUCAAAUGAUUCCUUACAGGACCUGCACACAUGGGGUGCCCUUUCUCCUGUUCUGCCCCGAAUCUUCCAACAUUCUUCUAACAAUCUACCUACAGGACUGCCUCUCCCGCUAUGCCCCACGGAGGACCUUAAGGUCCAUAAACAGCAACACCCUAGUGGUCCUGGGCCCUAAGGAAGUUAGAUUAGCUUCAACCAGAGCCAGGGCCUUUUCAACACUGGCUCCGGCCUGGUGGAACGCUCUGCCUCAUGAGACCAGGGCCCUGUAGGAUCUGAUUUCUUUCCGCAGGGCCUGUAAGACAGAGUUGUUCCACCUGGCCUUUGGCUUGGAGCCAAUUUGAUUCCCUCCCCCUCUUUCUUUUUCCUUUCUCCUCCUGUGAUGAGGCUGCAUUUUAAUGUUUCAAUAUUUUAAUGUUGUAUUUUAAUCUUGUUUUUAAGUUGUAUUCAUUCAACUUGUUUUUAUUAUUGCUUGUUAGCCGCCCUGAGCCUGGCCUUGGCUGGGGAGGGCGGGGUAUAAAUAUAAACUAUUAUUAUUAUUAUUAUUAUUAUUCAGCUGCAUUGAAUGCCCCUGAGUUCUAGUGUUAGGAAAGAGGGAGAAAAACUUUUCUCUACCCACUUUCUCUAAGCCAGCCAUGAUGUUAUAAACUUCUCUGAUGUCACCUCUUGUUCACCUUUCCCCUAAACAGAAAAGUCCCAAAUACUGCAGCCUUUCGUCAUACAGGAGUUAACUCCUUGCAGGCCACUCUUGCAAAACAUAUGAGUGUGCCAGUCCAUGGUGUGUGUGUGUGUGUGUGUGUGUGUGUGUGUUGGAAAUGGCAAAUCUAGGAGGACUUUUUCUGACAGAAGAUCCAGAUCAAUCAGGUGUCGCCCCACUUACGCAGGGGUUGCAUUCCUGCUCCCUUACUCUGCAUACUAAGGGCUUCAACAGGUAAAUGGAACCAAAUACAGUGGUACCUCGGGUUAAGUACUUAAUUCGUUCCAGAGGUCCGUUCUUAACUUGAAACUGUUCUUAACCUGAAGCACCACUUUAGCUAAUGGGGCCUCCUGCUGCUGCCAUGCUGCCGGAGAACGAUUUCUGUUCUCAUCCUGAAGCAAAGUUCUUAACCCAAGGUACUAUUUCUGGGUUAGCAGAGUUUGUAACCUGAAGCGUAUGUAACCCGAGGUACCACUGUACUGCAAUACUUCCCAUGGUCUUCCCUGUCAGUCCCAAUGGGCACCAGAUUCCACAGGGCACAGGCAGUUAUAACUUAGUGUUCCUAGUGUCACAAAUUCUUUUUUCAGAUCUAGGGGUGGGUUUCAUAGAUCUGAGCGCUGUCAUAAGCCAGGCGCAGGAAUAGCGGGCCCAGGGAAUGUGAGUUCCGGCAUUCCGAAAGAAAUCAGUCUGCCAGUGUCCGCAACGAACCAAGAGGGAAGCUAUGGGAAGUUGGAGGAGCGUUCCUCUUCAGCCCAGAGGACUGGCCCUUUAAGGCUCCAAAGUACUUUCAAAGGGGUGGAGCCUGGAGGAGGUAUAAGAGACCCCAGUCUGCUCCCAACCUCUGCCAGAGCAAGUGGAGCUCUCCAUUAGCCUUGACGCUUUCCCUGUGAAGUCUGGCGUUGGGCCACAAUGCAAUAGCUCUCCCAGGCAAACUGUAAACUAACAAACCAUAGAACAAAUCUUAGUUACGGCUCAUGGUUAGUUGAGAGAGAAAGCUAAACCGGGAGCAACACGCUAGGGCCUGGCUCAGUGUGGAGCAGCAGAACGACCAGGUAGGAGGAAAGCCAGAGUCAUCUGUCCUGGAGCUCAUGUGUUCGUGCUACACCAUGGUUUGGUUUAGCAUUCUGUGCAAACCAUGGCCAGAAGAACAGGCUCCUUUGGAAGGUGAUGGACUCCCCUUCGCAAGAGGUAUCUAAGCAGAAACUGGGUAGCCCAUCCCUCAGGGCUGCUGCAGUUGCAAGAUUCUGGCGCUGAGUAAUGGGUUAGACUAGAUGAACCUGCAAGAGGGAAGGACUGUAACUCAGUGGCCAAGCAUUUGCUUUGCUUUUCUCCCCCCCCCUUUUUUUAGUUUUUAUUAAAUAUUACAAGAAAAUAAGAAGAAAAAAGAAAUAGAAACAAAAAUCAAUACAUUACACUGUAAACACAUUUGUCUACGUAUUUUCCAACAUACAGACUAGCAAAGAAGAGACAAAAGAUAAAAGAAAAAAAAUACUUUUCAUAUUCAAUAGUACCAAAUUUAUACAUCAAACAUUACAAUAUGUAAUGCAUUUGUUUUUCAUGCAGAAGGUCAAAUCCCACUAUCUCUGCCCGAAGCCCUGGAAUGCCACUGCCGGUCAUUGCAGAGUUGGAUGAAUAUAUUAGGCAAUUUCCUAUGUUCCUACAAGGUUUCUUUCCAACACCAGGAUUCCGUGUACGGGGUGGAGAGGAAGCCGGCGUAAGCCACACCCACCCAGCUUAAACUGGCGCUGGCUUUUUCCUGUGCCAAAGGUCCCGACCAAAUAUCAGCUUAUGUUUUGAACCAGCUCCUCCUCUUGUCUGGAAUUUCUGCCCAACCCUCGUCCUCCAGAGGGAAAUAAAACAAAACAACCUUGCUAUUUUAAGAGUUGGAUGUUCCGACAGCUUGUGCAUAAUUGCUCCCUGGAGAGAAGGAAAGCCAAGCCAGCUGUUCUAGGGGGGCUUGUGGGGGGGGGGCUGUGGUGCUCGCAGCCCCCUAGCAGUUGAAAGAACCUCCUGCCCAGAGUAGUUUUGUUUUCUGCUCUUGGAAACGAGAGAGAGAAAUGGGCUGAGAGUGCUGGAGUUAAGCAGGCCUGAGAGACCAGGAUUCAUUGGUCCUGUGAGGUUGGCUGGAUGACCUUGGGCCAGUUGCUUGUUUUCAAUAUAACCCGCCUUGCAAGGUUGCUGUGAGGUUAAAGUGUUUGUGUGUGUAUGUGAAAGAGAGAGAGAGAGAGAGAUGACGAAUGGGGAGACUCUUGAUUGCAUUUAAAGCCAAACCUGCCUGAUUUUCACUUCCUGAAACAAAAUGUGAAGAAGAAGAAGAAGAAGAAGAAGAAGAAGAAGAGGAGGAGGAGGAGGAGGAGUAGUAGUAGUAGUAGUAGUAGUUUGGAUUUGAUAUCCCGCCUUUCACUCCCCUUCAGGAGUCUCAAAGCGGCUAACAAUCUCCUUUCCCUUCCUCCCCCACAACAAACACUCUGUGAGGUGAGUGGGGCUGAGAGACUUCAAAGAAGUGUGACUGGCCCAAGGUCACCCAGCAGCUGCAUGUGGAGGAGCGGAGACGCGAACCCGGUUCCCCAGAUUACGUGACUACCGCUCUUAACCACUACAUUACACUGGCUCUCUUCCUCCCCUUCCAUGUGAACCCAACUGCAGUCAUCUUUCGAAACUCAUGGUUCUCUGAAUUUCUGCUGUGUGAUUCGCCGGCCGAGCCAUGUGCACAAAAAUGCAUAUACUUGAGUAAAGUGUGCAUGAAAAUGCACAUAUUAACGGAAAUAACACAAACAAAUGCAUUCGGAUGAAUUUGCUAUGGAAAAAUUGGUACGUUCGGGAAAAAUUAGUGGGAUUAAAAUGAAUAUUUAAUUGGGGGGUUUCUUGGUCAGCCAUUCUAAGCCUGCUAAUGGAAAGAUGGGACAUGAUAGUAUGUGAUAUUGCAGAGCCCCAUAAGUGUGCAUGUGUGUGCAUGCAUGCGCUCCAUCUAAGCCAACCUAAGAAGUUUCAGCUUCACAGUGCAAACAUGAGAUGUGAAAACCUGCAGGGUGUCUGUUCACUGGGAAUUGCAAGUGAGGAGAGUGGCUGUUGCGCUGGGGUAACUCUUUGGGCCACCGUGCGAACAGGAUGCAGGACUUUGUGGGCCUCUAGGUGGCCUAAUCUAGCAGCCAAGCUCUUCUUAAUGUUCUUAGGACGUAUCAGGAUUAACGUUAGAUAAUGCCUGUGAAGGGCUUUGAACACUCGAGCGUUAUGUGCAUGUUCAGUUUGGUUAAGGAAGAACUGCUUUUCCUUGGUAACUUUUGGUAGCUCAGUGGAGGAGCAGGAGUGGACACCGUGGGUUUUUUUGGUACCACUUCCUGUCUUGUUGGCCACACUCAAGAUUGCCCUUCCUUAGCAUGGAAUGUGCCAGCGCAAGAUCAAUAACGCCAGUUGUAACUUGAAGAGCUUGAAAGAAUGGUUGCGGCAGAUCUUUUAUUUAUGAUGUGCCAAAGCAUUUGAUGUGAGGAUAUUCCGCUCUCUUUGGACCCCCUCCCCCUUUUCUUACAAGCGCUUGGCAGAAUUUAUAUGUUAAAAGAUGGUGCGUGUAUGUAUAGAGAGCCCCUCCAGAUGCACACUUGGUUGUGCAUUCAUGGUGAUUUGUCCUCAUGAUGCUGUUGGGGUGGUUAUACAUGAUCCCACUUUCAGUACUGCAAACGCUUUGGGGCAAACAUAUUGUUUCCUUUCCAAUGGCUGCAUGUCCUGUAGCUUCUUGCUGAAAUCCUGUAACUUUUAUAUGCUAUCAAUAAUAUUACAGGAGCGGGGGGAGGUUGUCCCGCUUUCAUUGUACUAUAGCACCAGAGUGGCAAUAUUGAUGGCAAUAAUCUGCUAACAUUGGGGAGGCAUUGCAGAACAACUAAUAGAGUGGAAUUACAUGUGGACAGUCCAGGACAAAUCCACCACUAACACACUAUCGGUGACAUGCUGCAGAAUCUACAGUAGCAUCAAACAAAACCAGCAUUCAGGAGAUUGUGUGUAUGGAUGUGUAUGCACACACACACACACACACCCCACACACAUACAUAGACUUCUUGCCCAUGCGGCCAUCAAGCUUUGGAGUUGGGUAUUUGGUGUGGGUGCUGGGGGGUCACUGCGCCAUUGCCUGGACAACCUCUGCCCACCUCUGCGGAUUCAAAGUUGGAUGGAAAGCUGACGUCACAUCACACUUGCCAGAGGGCUGCAUGUCACGUUCAGUGUGAUGAGCAUCUUGUCGAUGCCUGCUCUGGAUAAAGAGGAGUGUAGUCAAAUCAGGUUCAGCGCCUAACUGCUGAAAACUGACUCUCUUGUUUGCUUGGUUGCCUGGCAGAAACCCUCACUCUCCACAGGCGAGUGGCAAUUAGCCUGUCCAAAUUUGCUACUUGCCACAGCCAACCUGUAAGAAAGGAGAUAAGUACUGUUGAAAGAGAUGACGAUGAUGCUGUACUAAUUCGCUGCUCAAUCUCUCUUCCCCACCCCACCCCAUCUUAACCUGAUUUGUUUUCCCCCAAGGCGACUCUUAAAAGGCUUCGAAAAAAUAAAAACAGAGGGGGAGCAAACUCUCUUUAACUCGUUCUGCUGAUUAAAUUGCUGCCAGGAAUGUGUGAUGCAAUAAAAAAAAAAGUGGAGCAUUGAGAGCGGAGCUAUCGAACUCAGUGUUUUAAUAACUAACCACCCGAAGCAUGUGUGAAUCAGAGGCGCUGUUCAACUUCUAAUGUGGUUUUGUUAAUUCACCUAAUAUAUAUUCUGCUUGUGUGCUGGUGGGGCAAAUAAACAACCGACACAACCUUGCAGUGUGAGCCCAGUACAGUCAUACCUCAUGUUAUGCCUGCUUCACGUUACGUUCUUUCAGGUUACGUCCCACGGCGACCCGGAAGUACCGGAAAGGGUUGCUUCUGGGUUUCGCCGCAUGUGCAGAAGCGCAAAAUGACGUCACGCGCAUGCGCAGAAGCGGCGUAUUGCAACCCGUGUGUGUGCAGAUGCGCCGCUGCGGGUUGCGCUCUUUUCAUGUUGUAAAUGGGCCUCCAGAACGGAUCCCAUUUGCAACCAGAGGUACCACUGUAUUGUCUGCUCUAGCCGGUAGUGGCUCUGGAAGAUCCCAGCUCAGGACCGAAGCACGACCUGCAGGACCUAAGCAGAACAACAUUCUUCCCCUUCUGUGGUUCCAUGCAGCUAGUAUUCAGAAUCAUAAUGCCUCUCUGUCCAUGGAAGCAGAGCAUAUCCAUCAUCUUUUUCUUCUUUGGCGAUCGCUCGUAGCAGAGUAAGAGUGUCUUCCAUGAACACAGUCUUAACUGUGAGUCCGCAAGUGACUGUGGAGGCCAAUUCUGGAUCCACACGUCCUUCCACAGUGGGGACAUAGGUUUCUGGGCAGGAGUUAAUCAUGGUGAGGGUUUGCCAAGCGUGCCUUCCUCUUAGCACAUUUCCCCCUUUCGCCCUGAGUUUGAGCGUCUUCAAAGUCCAUGACACCUUUGGUAAAGGCUGCUCUCCAAUUGGAGCGCUCACAGGCCAGUGUUUCCCAAUUGACGGUGCUUCUGUUUUAGGUUAUUUUAAACAUAUUCAUUUCAUUAUAUAUCAUUUCCCAAUAUUUCUUAACAAUUUUACAAUCCCACCACAUAUGAAAAAAAGUUUUACAUUUCCAACACUUGCUUUCUUUAGUUUUGUACAUUUUGCUAAUUUGACAGGAGUUUGAUACCAUCUGUACAUCAUUUUCGUAUAAUUUUCUUUAAUCGCCACACUGUUCCGCCUGGCCUUUGUUUUGGGCUUAGUCUGACCCUUAUGUUUCCCUCCCUUAUGGUCUUGAUUUAUUGGCUACUUUAAAAUGAAGCUGCAUUUUAACCUGUAUUUUAAAUUGUUUUUUUCCCCUCUCUCUCUUUCCCCCCCAUUAUGUUUUUACUAUGAUUUUAUUAGUGUUAGCUGCCCUGAACCCGGCUCUGGCCGGGGAGGAUGGGGUAUAAAUAAAAUUUAUUAUUAUUAGUAGUAGUAUUAUUAUUAAUCAUGACUGAUCUGUCUUACAGUCUGGAUCCAAUACUGAUAAAGCCUUGUUACACUUAGGUUCUCUGCAAGUAGAUUUCAGAUGUCUUAUCUGCGAGCGGGAGAGAAACACAGUCCUCUGUCCGAUUUCCGCCUUUUGCAAACGCAUGUGGGUUUUUAAGGGUACCUUUUUGAUGAUGCUUUGAAGACUCGCUCCUUCCUUUGUGCCCCCCACCCUCACAUGGCAGGAGAACCACGGAGGGAAUCAUUAAACAAACGGAGGGAGUGGUGUUUUUAAAGGAAGCAAACAACGCCAAAAAGCCAAACCACACAACACCGGAUUGAUGAGGUUUCCAGUUGGUGGUAUCCCCCCUUGGGACCAAAAUGGAAAGAUCUGAAGCGAAGCAAGGAGGAAACAAAAUUGUGUUUGUUUUGUGAGGGGAGAAGCAGCUCAUUUCCCCCUCCGGAGAUGAAUUCUCAAUUUGUGGGCUAGAGAGACACUAAUAUGGGUUGAAAUAUUGCAGGUGUGCAGCCAGAAGCAAGUUCAUUAACUAAUUAAACUCACACAUGGGUACAAAGGAUCAGUCCUAGAAUCAUAGAGCUGGAAGAGGGACCCCAAGGGGCAUCUAGUCUCACCCCCCUGCAAUGCAGGAAUCACAGCUAAAGAUAUAGGUAUAUCAGUACCCAAAUCUGAAUUGUUAAAUUGUGUUAUUAGUGUUAUUGUGGUUUUUGUUGUAUGUGUUUUUUGUGGUUGCUGUUUGUAUUGAAAAAAUGAUUUAAAAAAAAAAACAGCCAAAGAAUCCCUGACAAGCGGCCACCAGAUCUCUGUUAAAAACAACAGCGACAACAACCAGUGAAGGAGAGUCGAUCACCUUCCGAAGUCCAAAAUUGUCAGUUUUUUGAAAUUCCAAACCUUCAUAACUCAAAAACAAGAUGAGAUGAAAAAUUAAAAUUUUAGAUUUAAACUUAGUUUUGCUCAUUCAGCGAGUGUACAAAAUAUUAAGAAAAUUGGAUGACAUGAGGUAAAAAAGAAAGAAAGUUGGAUCACUUGAGUCUUGUCUUUUCCAGGUUAAACAUACCCAGUUCCCUGUAUGCCUAGAGAAAGCUCACUGCUCAAUCUCUGCAUGGGGGGACUGUGUUGCUCAAAAGAGAAUUUCCUUUGCCUGCAAAAGCAAGCAGUAUAAUAUAAAUUUUAUAAAAUAAAUAGAUAGAUAGAUAGAUAGAUAGAUAGAUGAUAGUUUCUUUCCUUUUCAAAGCACUGCACGUUAAAAUGCCGUUCUCCGAUAUGAACUCCUGAUGUUUUCUUGUUUCUCUCAUCAUCAUCCAUCCAGGGUUGUGAAAGAGGAGAUCUCAGACGACAAUGCAAAGCUGCCCUGCUUCAAUGGACGCGUCGUGUCUUGGGUAUGUAGAGCCCUUUCAGUUCUGUGAUUGGUAGUGGUGGAGAGCGGUGGGGGCGGGGCUAGCAGACAUCCUGGGGGUGGGGCGCGCCACCUGCGGGGGCGUGGCACCCAGCACGGGCAGGGGGGCAGCCGCGAUGGCACCCUGGGGAUCGCGCUGCCGGGGGUGGUGUGCUCCCCCCGCACUCCUCUUCCUCUGCCAGUGGCAAUUGGUAGAAAUGUUUUGGGGCCCUGCAGGAGCCGUUGCUAGAUCUAAUAACAUAAGAGUGGUUUUACAGUCUAUCCCUUCUCUUGGAAAACUCAACAUUUACACAAUGUUAGAACACUUCAAAACAAUUCCCAAAAUUAGGCAGUUUCUUAUUAAAAUCCCAUCAGAUGUUAACUGACAGCCAAUCCAAACUAUUUCCGCCUCAUACCUAGUCAGAGAAUACCACUGUGGGUGCGCAUUUGUUUUGCUGAUGUGUGCUUGCAUUGCUUUGGAAAAUGCGAAUUAGGAUAAUUAAUGGCCUUUAAGUGCCAGCUGUUUGGACGUGGGUGGAGCUGUGGUCUAAACCACUGAGCCUAGGGCUUGCCGAUCAGAAGAUAGGCAGUUCAAAUCCCCGCGACGGGGUGGGCUCCCAGUGCUCGAUCCCAGCUCCUGCCAACGUAGCAGUUUGAAAGCACAUCAAAGUGCAAGUAGAUAAAUAGGGACCGCUCCAGCGGGAAGGUAAACGGCGUUUCCGUGUGCUGCUCUGGUUUCACCAGAAGCGUCUUAGUCAUGCUGGCCUCGUGACCUGCAAAACCUGUCUGCGGACAAAUGCCGGCUCCCUUGGCCAGUAAAGCGAGAUGAGCGCCACAACCCCAGAGUUGUUCAGACUGGACUUAACUGUCAGGGGUCCUUUACCUUUAAUUGUGAGCUGGAUCCAAUUCCUACCUCGCUUCUAAUUCUGAUGUCUGGGUUGUAAGUUAUGAUUGCAGCAUCCCAGUACUAUCUUAAGACCUGGCUUCUCCACUCUGCCUGUUUGGCGUGGGCCUGGUUCCCACCUGUGUGCUCGCCUCUUAACAGUGGCUGCCGCAUAACCAUUGCAGGUAAAAUAUCUCAGGUACACCUUCCACAUUCCCUCGUAUGCCUUUGUUUUUCUGCACAGGCUGUGUGCUCAAGCUGCAUGGGGCCACAUGUUGAGAAAUCAAGUGAUGGUGUUUUUUUGUUUUUAGCCGACAGGUGCUUUGCUCUAAUGCCCUUGCUCGGCUUAAAAGCCUGCAAUCACACUAUUAUUAUUAUUAUUAUUAUUAUUAUUAUUAUUAUUAUUAUUCCACUCUGCAAAAAUUCCCAUGCUUGCUGGCAGAUUCUGCAGGCGCUAAGCUCUUGACUCUCUGUGUGUGUGUGUGUGUGUGUGUGUGUGUGUCCUUUGCCGUUUAUUUUGUAUUGGGAGGUUUAUGAGCGGUUUGCCGCGAUUCGGCAUGGCUUUACGACUCUUGAGGGUGACUCACAGCGCUAACGUGCCUUUAAGUCAAAUGGGGGUGGAUUUAUGAGUGCUUUUAAAGCUUGGUGUGGAUGUAAUCAUUUUUCUAGGAUCCUUUUACCAAACAUUUCUUCAGACCUGUCCUAGUUCUUGAGCUGUAUCCCUAGCUAGUUCUACUCAGAGAGUAGCUAGUGAACAUGGCUAAUUACAGUCCAUACAUUUCAGUGGGUUUACUCUUGAGUAGAGUUAGUUGGCUAUAACCCCUUGUUCCUAGCAUCAUUACUUGACGGUUACUGAGGGCUGCUGGGUAGACUUCAAACGCAUUUGCUAGGCGCUUUUAUGAAAUAAUGUGUGGCAGUUUUAGAAACUCAGAUUAUAUAAGCCAGGCUCCAAAUGGCUCCUUAAACCAGGGUUACAGUCACCAACACAGAAUCCCAAGUUGCCAUUUUGCGGCCAGACGGCUUGAAAGUCGUAUUUUUCAAUACAACUUCUUGGUUCCUGAAAGUAAUUCUGAUUGUGCAGAUAAAAUGCAACAGGUAGAAUUCUACAGGGUGUGUUGCUAGUGUGUGAAAGAAGUCAAGAUCCACGGAUCCCCAGGCAUGCACCUCCAGGUGGAGGAGACAUCAGGCACCAUCCUGGUACCUGGGCAUCUUCACUUGGUUGCAAGUGGCCAAUAGCCAGGUGCAAAAUGCUUAAAAUGCGAAUUUUGAACACUGAUGUGUGGUUUAUGGCAAUUGCACACAAGGGCUUUGUUGUCUCUGGUACUCCUUGCUUUAGCGGUGGGCAACGUUGUGGUCCUCCAGAUGAUGCCCAGCUUCCCAUCAGCCCCAACCAACAUGGCUAAUGGUCAGGGAUGAUGGGAGUUGUAGUCCACCAACUUCUGCGAGAGUCAUGGAUUCCUCAUCGCUGUUCUGCUUUGAACAAAGGAAGUUGCCUUAUUCCAGGCCAGAGGCCCAGCUAGUCCAGGAUCCUGUUCUCACACCGUGGCCAAUCAAAUUCCUCCAGGCAUAGCAUGAAGGCAACAGCCCUCCCUCACUGUUAGUCAUAAGAACCUAAAAAGAGCUCUGCUGGAUCAGGCCAGUGACCCAUGUAGUCCAGCAUUCUGUUCUCACAUUGGCCAACCAGAUGCCCCAGCCGAGAUCCCACAAACAAGACCUGAGCGCAACAGCAAAUCUCGCCACUUGUGAUUCCCUGCAACUGUUAUACAGAGGCAUCUUGCCUCUGACAGUGGAUGCAGAACAUAACCAGUAUGGCUAGUAGCCAUUGAUAAGCCUUGCGUUCUAUGAAAGUUCCUGCUGGCAUCGUAGAGAACUUCUCCCUUUUCUUCUGCUUAGCGCCACAGGCAAAGCCACAAUGCUGAAUGGAGUUAGCGUGCCUUCAUGACUCACGGCGAGAAGCAUCUGCAACUGAAGAUCAGGUUGUCGCUGGAGUUUGUGCCUUGCAUAGGAGCUGUAGGUGGCGUCUUCCAAGCCAUUUUGCAAUUUGGACUCCUUGCCCUUGGUUUAUUCUCCUCCCUUCAUGUUUUGAAGGACCAAGCGGUUUGCCAGAGGCCGAGUGUCAUCCUUCAUCCAUAGUGGGGCUAAUAAUAAUAAUAAUAAUAAUAAUAAUAAUAAUAGAUUUGUGGAAUGAAAAGUUACAGGAUUUCAGCAGUGAGAAUUACAGGACAUUCGCUGGCUGAGCAAUGUGUUCUCCCUGAAACAUUUGCAGGCUCAAACAGCAUCGAAAGCGGGAUUGUGCACCAUUGUGUGCUCAAAUAAUCACGAAUCCACAAGAAAGAGGAAUUUUGGAGGAGAUCUGGGGAUUGCCCAUGUGACUAUUUUCUGUAAGAAGACCCAAAACAUAAUUGGCCCCAGAGCAGCGUCAGGGAGGAAAGAUGGAGCCAAUGAAUGAAAUGAAAAGAUUAAAACAUUCGCCUAAUUCCAGGGGAACUGCUUUUCUCAUCUGUCCAAAGCAGUAGCUUGGGGUCAGAAAUCAAGAUGACAUAACGUUGCAGCGCCAAGUUGACUUCUAGAAGAGAGUGCUAGCUUCUGUAGUUAAAUUUUAAAUUACCCUUUCCCCAGGAUCUUAACGAUUCACCCGUAUGCUGACUUUUUUGGUAUUGCGUAAGUUUAUUUCGAUCACUUCACUUCAUCAGCUUCUUUUUAAAGCUGCUCUGUCAAUUACAAAUAUGUUUUUUUAAAAAAUCAUUAUAAUAUCCCUGCUGUCAGGACUGCUGUCAGCAAUAAAAUAUCUCAGAGUUGUAUCCAUUGCUAGUCCUACUCAGAGGAGGCCCAUCAACACGCCUUAAGGACGGUCUGGUUUCUUACGUUCCACCUCAGUCACCGAGAUCCUCCGAAGGCCUGCUUUCAGUGGUUUGGUCUUUACUAGGAACUGAGACUUUAGUGGAGCAGGCCCUGCCCUGUGGAACUCCCUGCCAGUGGAUCAUUGGCAGAGAAUCAUCCAGGCAUGGUGUUUAGGUAGGCUCUUUGCAGUCUUUUCAACCAUUCAGCAUUUAAUGGUGUUUUGUUGAUUGUAGGGAUGCUUUUUUGCUUAUUUUACUGUAUGUUUUAAACCCCUGGAUGGAUAUAUUUAUGAAAGUGCAUAUUAUAAAUAUUUAAAUAAAUAACUCGUGUUCAUCAAUUUCAACAGGUCUAUUUUGAGUGGAGCUUAGUUUGACACAGAUUUUUUUCUCCUGCGAAGACUGGUGCAGAUUGAACUUUGCUUGGUUAGGAGACACAAGUGUGUGUUCCUAGCCUCUUCCUCUCCCGCUUAAAAACUUGCCCCUUAACUUUCAUUUUUGGCACUAUUUAUAUACCCUGCUAAGGGACGCUGCUAAUGGUGGCGCUGUGGGUUAAACCACAGAGCCUAGGACUUGCCAAUCAGAAGGUUCGCCGUUCGAAUCCCCGCAACAGAGUGAGCUCCCGUUGCUCGGUCCCUGCUCCUGCCAACCUAGCAGUUCGAAAGCACAAAGUGCAAGUAGAUAAAUAGGUACCGCUCCAGCGGGAAGGUAAAUGGUGUUUCCGUGUGCUGCUCUGGUUCGCCAGAAGCAGCUUAGUCAUGCUGGCCACAUGACCUGGAAGCUGUCUGCGGACAAAUGCCGGCUCCCUUGGCCAAUAAAGCGAGAUGAGCGCCGCAACCCCAGAGUCGGUCACGACUGGACCUAAUGGUCAGGGGUCCCUUUACCUUUUCCCCAGGGCGGCUUCCAACAGAACACUAAAAUACAAUAACCUAUUAAACAUUAAAAGCUUCCCUAAACAGGGCUGCCUUCAGAAAUCAAGCAAGAUAGUCCUUGGCUCUCAGGCUUAAGGAAAGAAGUGAUGGGGAGGGAGGUUUGGGGAAGGCAAACACAGGAACUGGUUCUGAUCAGCAUGCUGUCUGCACUGGUCUGUGGGGCCAAGUGCCUAGUUCCAAACCCACUUCUAACUGCAACUGCACGCUGCAGUUUAGAGCGAACCAUGGUUUGUGAAAAAUGCCACAGCAGAUGUUAAACAUUAUUAGCGGCGGUGGCGGGGGGGGGGGGAUAAAACAAAAUGGACAUUCAUGUGCAGAAAUGGGCAAGGGAGCUGCAGAGAGCUCCUCGUCUCCUAACCAUGAGUAGGCGUGCAGCCAGCCAGUGUUAUAUCUCCACCAGUCCUUAAUUCAUGAUGCUCACCAAUAAAAAAUUCUGAGAUCACAAGCUUUACAGUUCAUUUUCCAUUGUUUUUCCACCAAGUUCCUGAGCUGUUCGUUAAACCCUCUUCUGCGUCCUCCUUAACUUUGGAAGUUGGUCUAGCAGGAUCGGGACCACCACGCCCUUCCAUCAUCGAGGGCUGUGUGUGUGUGUGUGUGUGUGUGUGUGUGUGUGCUGUUCACGACCUCCGUUGCCUCUUGAUAGCUCCUGAAAAGGCAGCUCCAUUUUCUUUCCUCGGACAAUCCAGGCCCAGCCACCCUGCUGGGGCCGGCUCUUUUUCCUUGUGAAAAGAAUUAAGCUGGCUCGCUGCGUGCUGAUUCUGAGAGUAGCCGAGUCGCUGGCUGAUGAUGGCAGGUUGCUCACAGUGGGUUGACCAUUGUAGGCCAUUCUGCCUUAUUUCCAAGGGAGGCACUGCAUUAACGGCGCAUCUCUUCCCCGAUUGGCUUCCUUGGGAUUGACACGGCUCCCGAUUGGUUUGCGGUGAUGUCAUGCUUCAUUUUUCUCCAGCAUUCUGAUGCCCAUUAUCAGAGGCGUUUAAAAAACCCAACGAUAUAUACUUCGUCUCCUUUUGUGCACAUGGAGGCUUAACAGGCCCACUGCCCCAUGCGGUUGUGAUUUUAAUGAAAAUAAUUUUUUAAAAAUCCAUUCAACUUUGUAUCCGAUUGAGAGUCGCCACAGGGAGGGGCCCGCUAAAUUUGCUUGGGUAAUCCAUCACUGGAGUGUCAGUGGCUGGGCGAACACAUUGUGGAAAUUGUAUUUCAUUGUAAGAGGUGGGUGAAAGUCUUCAUUCAGGAAGGACGUCCAAAACACACAUUGCGUCAAACUGUGGCUCGCCGUGGGCUGUCGAUCAUGUUAAGCACCCAGCCCGAAGCAAGCCACAUAGAGGGUUUUAUCCAACUAAGCUCACAUUCACACCAUACAUUUAAAGUAUAUGAUUACAACUUUAAACAGCCGUGGCUUCCCCUGAAGAAUUCUGGAACUUGUAGUCUGUUAAGGGUGCUGAGAGUUGUUAGGUGACCCCCCUAUUCCCCACACGGAGCUACAAUUCCCAGAGUUCACUGCGAAGAGGGAUUGAUUGUUAAGCCACUCUGGGAAUUGUAGUUCUGUGGGGGGAGUAGGGGGGGUCACCUAACAACUCUCAGCACCCUUAAAAAACUACAGCUCCCAGAAUUCUGGGGAGAGGGUGAAGACAUGGUUGUUUAAACCAGUGUCAUAGUGCUUUAAAUAUAUGAUGUGAAUGUGGCCUAAUGUCCCACUUAGAAUAAACCAACUGAAAUUAUUGGUCUUAGGUUAGUCAUGGUCAGUAUGUCUACUCAGACUAGGACUAGCAUUAGGUACAGCCAGGCAUACAAUGAAAAAAUGUGAGGUGAAUUCUCUAUGUGUGUAAAAACUUAGAAAGCUGCUUUAUAUAGUUCACGGCCAUUACUCCAUUUCGCUCAGUCUUGUCUACACUGACUGGCAGAUGCUGUCCAGGAUUUGAGGCAGGAGUCUUUCCCCAGCCCUGCCUUUUGAAAUAAGAGUAUGUUCAGCCCUCAAUUUACAUGGGCCUUACGUUCCUGGGAUCAUGCCUGAAACCCAAAUUGAGUACAGUUGUACCUUGGUUCUCGAGCAGGAUGCGUUCCAGGAGUCCGUUUGACAUCCGGAACUGUUUGAAAACCAAGACGCGGCUUCCGAUUGGCUGCAGGAGUGUCCUGAAGCCAAUUGGAAGCCGCAGAAGCCAUGCUGGACGUUCAUCUUCCAAAAAUAGUUUGGAAACCGGAACACUCACUUCCGGUUUUCGAUCGUUCGGGAGCCGAAACGUACGAGUUCCAAGGCGUUCGGCAACCAAGGUACGACUGUAUAGUCAAAACCUAUGGGGUUCAAUGGUGGGUGGAAUUGCCAAAGUCAUUUUUCCUGGAACCACGUGCCCUUUCCGCCCCUUAAAAAAAAAUCCACUCAUAUAAAACUGAAUGUGUACAAAUUAAAUGUGCACAAGUUGCAGGCUUACUGUGAGGAUGGAAGGAUCGAUCAAUUUCACUUCUUUCUGUUUCUUUCCCCCCCAAUCUUAAAUUCAAUCUUAAAGUUCUCCUUUUAGCAAUUUGCUUUUUUUAAAGUCCUCAUUUAUUAUCCUAAUACAUUUUUGGUUGCAAUCUUGCCUAAUGCACACUUUUGCAAAGCAAUUUCUCUUCAUUGUGCAUUUUUGUAUAUAUUUUUUAGCAUUGCAACGUUUUUGUUGGGGUUGUUGUUAUUUAUUUAUUACCCGCCCUUCACCUAAGCUUCCAGGGCAGCUUGCAACAUGAAAACACAAUAUUAAAAACAUUUUAAAAUAGCUUAUGAUCACAAAAACAGGGUGGGUCCUCAAAAUAUACACCUCAAAAGCUGGGGUGAAGAGAUGCGUUUUCAGCAUUCUCCGGAAGAAGUGCAAAUCUUGAAGAAUGGCGGUGUCUCAGUUUGCACAUUGUUUAUGAAAGAGCAAAUUUGGGAAAUUUGGCUCUGUUGACUGGGGCCGAUGGAAGUUGUGGUCCAACCACAUUAGGGGAGUGCCAUGUGGGGUUAACCUUGCUUUAAGCUGCCUCAAUGCUUUUCGUCCUUCCUCCUCCGCCUUUUUCUGCUCUUGACGAAGGCAGGCAACGUCAGCAUAAAAAGGUGCCUGUCUUUCUCUCCGAAGCAACAGAAUGUGAUGUCUUAGAAAAGUUUUUCUUUUUAGUUUCUGAGAUGAGCCCAACAGGGAGGAAAGCCACUUGUGUGACUCUUGCACGAUCCUUCCCUUGAUUUUCUCUUUUUAAAAGAUUGUACAGCUAUUCUCAUCAGUGAAAGAGCACCUCGGGGAGGGACAGCCUUUCCUCUUUUCUGUUCAUCCGUCUCAUCAACCUGCCUCCCUGACUUACCUUUUCCCCAUUAACUGUUCCCUUCUGCGUCAGAUACAGGAUUGCCAAUUUCACCAGGGGCCGGCAUAAUCUUAUUCUUUCCCUGUUUCCCUGAUGGCUCUCAUUUUGGGAGAUGGGCUUGUCUCUGAUGAGAAACAUAUUGCCAUUUUAGGCUAUUCUAGGGGGAACGAAAGUCUCCAUAAUUCAUGCUUUUUGUGGCUGUCUUGUCUGUGUGAUAUAUUCUUAUCCCCAUCCCUUCCUGCCCCUUGGCUUUAUGCAGUUAGCUUUCCCCCAACGGCUUGCUGUCAUCUAUGAUUUCACUUUGGGAAUGGAGCUGGUUGCCGAACGAACUAAUUAAAAUUGGGGAAAUGUGCCAGUCGACAGACGCUCAGCCCUCUCCCCUGUUGCAACUUGGUGGCCGGCGGAGGUGGGCAUUGGGGUACCUCCCGACUGUCAGUAUAUUGCGUGUGUGUAUGUGUGUUCAGGCACAUAGUGUUUUGAAGUGCACUGUUGUCCUAAUGCAAGAAAUCUAGGUAAAGGUAAAGGGACCCCUGACCAUUAGGUCCAGUCGUGACUGACUCUGGGGUUGCAGCGCUCAUCUCGGUUUAUUGGCCGAGGGAGCUGGCGUACAGCUUCCGGGUCAUGUGGCCAGCAUGACUAAGCCGCUUCUGGCGAACCAGAGCAGCGCACGGAAACGCCGUGGUACCUAUUUAUCUACUUGCGCUUUGACGUGCUUUCGAACUGCUAGGUUAGCAGGAGCAGGGACCGAGCAACAGGAGCUCACCCCGUCGCGGGGAUUCGAACCACCGACCUUCUGAUCGGCAAGUCCUAGGCUCUGUGGGCCCCACAGCGCCACCCGCAGACUUUUUAUUGUUGGGAAAUGCAUUGGAAAGUGUGGGAUGCAAUGAAAAACCCAUUAUAGUGCAUUGAAAGGUGUGGACUGAACAUAUGACUAAUGGGAAGAUGUAUAAGUGCUUGUCAAAGAGCGAGCAGGGAGUAAAUCACACCAUUCAAAGUUGGAGUUAACUUUUUAUUAGCAAAAACACGAUCUUCACAGACUUGGCUGGGUGUCAGGACUAAAUGAACACAGCAGCUCAUUCCCUGUAGGUCUUACCCCGUGAAUCAGUUGCCAAGACUGUAAGUCCAUGCCUCCUCACAGCCAUCCAAGUCCCCUCCUCUCCAGAGCUUUCCCCCAGCAAUUGGAGACUAUGCCUGCAUGCAGCCUGCCGCUGCUCCACCUCUUUCAGCCCUCUUCUGGUUCUGGGAGACAAAAGGGGGAGGUGAGCAGCAAAAAGGAGAGACACCGGUGACUCUUCACCAGCCUGACACAUCUCUAUCUCUUCGCCUCCUCCUCCCAUUCACCAACUUCAGCUUCUGCCUCUGAUUCUGGACUUCCCUCUGCCACAGAGUCACCCAGCUCACUAAGCCCUGUUACCCCUUAAGCUUCCAAUACGUCCUAUUCCCAGUCUUCCUCCUCUGAUCGCUUGUUGCCAUGCCGCCACCACUCCCUGGGCUCUGAGCCUUCUUCCCUUGUUGGUUCCCCAGCUGGUGGCCCCCACCUCUCUUCUCUGUCCAACCAGUCCAUGACAGCGCCCUGCAAGCAGAUCAGGAUGAAUGCGCAUUGGACCUCCCAUGAGGUCUGCUACAACGUGUUGCUAAGUCAAUCAUAGUGCAUUAAAGGUAAAGGGACCCCUGACCAUUAGGUCCAGUCGUGACCAACUCUGGGGUUGCGGCGCUCAUCUCACUUUAUUGGCCAAGGGAGCCGGCGUACAGCUUCCGGGUCAUGUGGCCGGCAUGACUAAGUGAACCAGAGGAACGCAAGGAAACGCUGUUUACCUUCCCGCCGGAGCAGUACCUAUUUAUCUACUUGCACUUUGACGUGCUUUCGAACUGCUAGGUUGGCAGGAGCAGAGACCGGGCAACGGGAGCUCACCCCAUCGCGGGGAUUUGAACCGCCGACCUUCUGAUCGGCAAGUCCUAGGCUCUGUGGUUUAACCCACAGCGCCACCCGCGUCCCUUAGUGCAUUAGGCGUGGGUGCAUUAGGGGUGGGUUUAUACUGGGCUAUCCACAUAUAAUUCUGCUUUAUUAGUUGUUCUGCAGUAGUUCCCCAAUGUUAGGAGCUUUAUUGCCAUCUUGGGGGGGGGGCAAUUCUUGUACUUAAAAGCAGGUCAGAAAGGAACCUCUGUGGUAUGAAAAGUUACAGGAUUUCAGCAAAUGGGACGCACCUCCACUCUCCGUUCUUUCUCUGGCCUCUGCACACUUCCUUCUCCUGCUUUACUGUGACUGAGGCAAAGGGCUACAUAUGGUGUUAGGUUUUUCUGCAGGGAUGCAUUACAGGUUUGGGGUGUGUGUCAUUCUUUUAAACAAAGCAUUUCCCCACGUUUCUGCAAACAGGUGCAAUUGAAGACCUGAGACACACGUUGCACUUUUGGUGGUUUAAAUGCAAACUGUGCCCCUGCUUCUGACUCCGUCUCCUCUCUUGACUCUUCCAGCUGGUCCUGGCCGAGAGCUCCCAUUCGGACGCCGGUUCCCAAUGCACCGAGAGCCACACAGAUCUUCCUCCUCCCAUCGAGAGAACAGGAGGCAUCGGAGACUCCCGCCCCCCUUCCUUUCAGUAUGGCUCUUUAAAAUAUAUGUAUAUGAAUGUAUUUAUUAAUGCUUUUUCCUUUGCCGCAGAGUGAUCUAGGUUCUGCCAAGCUUCUGCUAUGGCUGAGAGGUGUACUUAUUUUCCAAAAUAGAAUUGGAGCUUCCCUUUGCUCUUUUAAGUACAAAAAGGCUCCUUAAAAAAGAAUAUAAAUCAAUUGUGGGGAACUUGCAGCCUGUGGCUUCCCUGUUUAGCCCACAAAGCCAUUUUGGCCAGGCCGCGGAAACCUGCCCAUAUAUGACAUCAUAUAGGGUGACAACAUCAUCUGACAUUAUCUAUGAUGAUGACAUCAUCUGACGGUAUAUAUGAUGACACCACCACCUGAGAUUAUAUUUGGUGAUGACAUCAUCUGACAUCAUGUAUGAUGUUAAGUGUGGAGCAGGUAAAGAGAUGUCUGGGCCAGGUCACAGGUCCCGCAACAGCCCUGCACACCUACCCUGAGGGACCAGCUGACAUCCAGCUGGUCAGUGCUUGCAAAGCACCACCCACAGAGCCAGUCAAGCCGCAGUAAUCAGCUGAUAAAUCAGCUGACACCGUUGUGAUGUCAGGAGAUUGACAGGUGGAGGCGUUCCCUAUCCCUAACUUAAGAAUAUCCCAUCCUUUCAGAAGCCUUCCCUUCUUCAUUUCUGCCUGAGUUCCUUAUCUGUGUGAGCCUUCCUGACCAGCAGGUGAUCUUUACUUGCGUUUGGAUUAUUCAUUCCCUGCUGCUUUGCACACUAAAUUUGUCCCUCCCCAUCCCUACUAAGUCCAGCAACCUGUGGAGGGCCUCAGGUUCCUCUCUUCUUCCUUACAGGCAGAGUAAGAACAGACGCUUGGUUCUGGGGUGUUCUUGUAUUGCAUUAAAUGUCUAGAAAAAUCACCUGAGUGUCACCCCUUAGAAAACAAAACAGCCUUGCAGAACUGGAAAGUCAAGAGUGCACAGAUUUUGUCCCUUCUUGGGCCAUCUCUCCAGCUUUUGCUUUUUCUUCUCCUGGAAAGCGUCACAGCCACUUCUGUGCCUACUUUCUGCCGGCCUGGUGAGGGGCGGGGAAAUGGAGGGCUUGUGUUCCUGCUGCUGCUGCCAGGCCUUACUUCUAUCCUCUCGUUCUCUUGCUGCCCCCUUGUGGCUCUCAAGCCGUCUCCCAAGCGCCUGGGCAGCUGCCGUCAUGUGAUCAGCUGGUCUGACUCGUUCUUUGUCUCCCUCUCACAGUCUCUGUUUUCCUAGGAACACAGGGAGCCGCUGGACACUGAGUCAGGUCACUCAGUAGCUCACUAGUGUCUACACUGAACGGUAGCACCUCUCUCAGCUGUUCCCAGCUCUCCUUUGGAGAUGGAAGCUGGGCCCUUCUGCAUGCUACAGUUCUUCCCUUCAGAUACGGGAACCUGGAAGCUGCUUUAUACUGAAUCAGAUCAUUUUAUUUAAUAAUAGUAAUAAUAAUCCAGCUAGCUUAGUAUUGUCUGGCAGCAGCUCUCCUGGGUUUGAGAUAGAGGGCAUUCCCAGCCCUGCCUAGAGAUGCUGGGGUUUGAACUUAGGUCCUUCCUCAUGCAAAGUAGAUCAUCGAAUUGUAGUGUUGUAGAGUUGGAAGGAACCAUGAGGGUCAUCUAGUCCAACCCCCUGCAACGCAGGAACCUUUUUGCCCAACAUGGGUCUCAAACCCAUGACCUUGAGAUGAAGAGUCUCGUGCACUACAGAUUGAACUACUCUGUCACUGAGCUUCCCCCCAAGCUGAUUUCUCCCUCCAGUGCAGUAUUGACUGCUCUUGAUGGGUAGCAGCUCUGCAGGCCACCCUGCUCAUAUUUUACAUUGGAGGAACCAAUGAACUCACGUUUUGGACCUUCUGCCUGCAAAUCAAUAUUCUACUCCAGGCAUAGGCUAACUCUGGCCCUCCAGAUGUCUGGGACUACAAUUCCCAUCAUCCCUAGCUAACAGGACCAGUGGUCAGGGAUGAUGGGAAUUGUAGUCCCAAACAUCUGGAGGGCCGGAAUUUGCCUAUGCUUAUUCUAUUCUAUUCUAUUCUACAUUUCUUUCAUAAAAUAUUUAUUAAGAUUUACAAUAAACAUAGGUUUAAAGAGUUAAAAAAAGAGUUUACAAUACACAUAGGUUUAAAGAGUUAAAAAAAUAAACCGAAGAUUACACAAAAAUAGAAAAAGAAAAAAGAUAACAAGAAAAAUACCUAAAAAAGAAAACCUAAAAGAGAAAAAGGAAAAUACAAAAUACAAAAAGCAGAUGUCUAAAAAAGAAAAAGAGAAAAAAGAACAUUUAAAAAAGAAAAGAUCCAUUUUUCGAUAUCUUUAGGCUCAUUUACUUAUUUCCUUGACCUCCUCACACCUCCCCUUUUUGUAUUCCCGUUUACAAAAUCCUUUCAGCAAAUCCUUACCCUCUUUCAUUUAUCUUUACUCUGUAUCUUAACCUAUUAUAACUAUAUAUUUUCAUCCAUAUAACAAUCUAUAUUUGCAUAUUCUUGUUAACCUUAUUACCAAAACCACUUAUUUCCAUUCCAACAUCAUUUUAACAUUCAUUAAUUUUACAGUAUUUCUGCAAAUAGUCUUUAAAUUUCUUCCAAUCUUCUUCCACCGACUCUUCUCCCUGGUCUCGGAUUCUGCCAGUCAUUUCUGCCAAUUCCAUAUAGUCCAUCACCUUCAUCUGCCAUUCUUCCAAAGUGGGUAGAUCUUGUGUCUUCCAAUACUUUGCAAUGAGUAUUCUUGCUGCUGUAGUAGCAUACAUAAAAAAGUUCUGUCCUUCUUUGGCACCAAUUGGCCGACAAUGCCCAGAAGAAAGGCCUCUGGUUUCUUCAAGAAGGUAUAUUUAAAUACCUUUUUCAGUUCAUUAUAUAUCAUUUCCCAGAAAGCCUUAAUCCUUGGGCACGUCCACCAAAGGUGAAAGAAUGUACCUUCAGUUUCUUUACAUUUCCAACAUUUAUUAUCGGGCAAGUGAUAGAUUUUUGCAAGCUUGACUGGGUUCAUGUACCACCUGUAUAUCAUUUUCAUAAUAUUCUCUCUUAAAGCAUUACAUGCCGUAAAUUUUAUACCUGUGGUCCUCAACUGUUCCCAGUCAGCAAACAUAAUGUUAUGUCCAACGUCCUGUGCCCAUUUAAUCAUAGCAGAUUUCACCGUUUCAUCCUGAGUGUUCCAUUUUAACAGCAAGUUAUACAUUCUUGAAAGUAUCUUUGUUUUAGGAUCUAACAGUUCUGUUUCCUACUUUGAUUUUUCCACCUGGAAGCCAAUUUUUUAAUCUAAAUUAUAAGCCUCUCUUAUUUGAUAAUAAGGAAGCCAGUCUCGCACUUUAUCUUUUAGUUUCUCAAAACUCUGCAAUUUCAAUUUGUCUCCUACUUGCUCCAAGAUUUCCCAAUAUUUCGGCCACUUGGCCUCUCUAUUCUACAUUUCUAUCCAGGAAGCUCAAAGUGGCGUACACUUUGUCCUUCUCCAUUUUGUCCUCACAGCAGCCUUGUGAGGCAGGUUAGUCUGAGAGAUAAGAGCUGCCAGCCCGAGGUCACCCAGUGAGUUUCAUGACUGAGUGAGGAGGGGAUUUGAACUCUGGUCCUCCCAGGUUCCCGUCUACGAUUCUUAACCGUUGCACCAAACUGACUACACCAAAUGGACUGAAUUUUAGAUCCGCCCUCUGCAAAAAGAAAAAAAAGAAAUGCAUUUGUUACCAUUGUGAAAACUGACCUACUGCAAACCACUCGCCUUACCUCCGUAUGUUAAGGUUAGCUCACUCGCCUUACCCCCACAUGUACCAAGUCUACAGGGCUAGCUGCCCAGUCCAGCCUGAAAACAACUUCUGGUCGCUAGAUGGCUCUGCUGAGACAGAUUGAUUGCAGGGUUGGCACCAAGAUAAAAACUCUGGUCUUUUUGCAUGAGAUGGAAAAACGGGGGCCAUAUCUGUAGGGGUUAGAACGUCAUUCUAGGACUGGGGGAGCUGCAGCAGGCUGCAUCCCUCGCGGGAUAUGUAUUAAAAUAUGGUUGCCCGCCUAUAAGAAACAGCUGCCGUUCUCUAUCCACACCUGAGAUGGCACUGUACGGGAAGGACUGUACCGUAUCCCCCGACUGAAUGCUUUUGAAACCAUUUUGGAUCCAAUUGCAACAGACAUGCAAAAUGAACCCCGCCGGGGUUUUGGCAAAACGGUAUAUGGGCUUGUUUCGAACUCGGGUCACUUCUUGUGCUCUCUUUAUUCCUACAGCCCAAACGCCGCAAGCAGCCGAGAUGGACUGGACAACGAGACGGGGACAGAGUCCGUCAUCAGCCACAGGAGGGACCGACACCGGCGGAGGAACCGAGAGGGCCACGAAGACGGUAAGUUGGCGCUUCCUUGCUUUGUUCUCUUUGAGGGUCCCCUCGGUCGUUGUUGCCAGCUUCUUUUGCAGAGACCGACCUCAAAUAUUGGCUUGGGGAUUUUGCAAAACACAAAUGAAUUGCAUCACACCGGCAAGUAUCACAUAGCGUUCCGUGGGCUGCUUAUUUGCACUGCCAAGGACGGGUCAGCUGAUAGCACAUCACUGUCGGUGCUGCCUGGUUGGCGCUGACCCAGGACACGGUCUUCUUGAUGGCAGUUUUCUGUUUUGUGGAAUGCCCAGUCAACCCAGUGAGGUGCGCCUGUCUCCCUCAUUAUUAACCUUUGGGAGGAAUGAAGAAACAUUCUAGUUCACUCAGGAAUUUGACAAUUGAGUGAAUGGUUGGGAGAUACUGGGUCUGUGUCCAGUGCUAGCCCUUCAAGACCCUUGAAGUUAAUGGACACAACUAACUUGGGCCUAUUAAUUUAAACAGGCCUAUUUGGAGUCAGACGCCACUGGAUACAACCCAUUGAUCUUAGCAGUCUUGAAAUUAUUAGCUAGGAGAGUGUGUUGUUGUUCUCAAACAUUUUAAAUGUGGCUUUAUUUCAUUUUUAACAGUAUUGUUUUAUGUGUUUGCCACCUGGGGCAUCUUUGGGAGAAAGGAAGGCUUAUAAAUUAUUAUUAUUAUUAUUAUUAUUAUUAUUAUUAUUAUUAAUAGAAUGAUAUAUUGCAAGUUCAGUUGUGCUAUGGGGUGGGGGUGGGGGAAAGAGUUGCAGUGUAUAUGUGGUGCCCACAAUAAUCCCACUGGCCUGCAGAUGCAACUAUGUGCCCGAAAGGUUUGCAAGCCCUGAUCUGCGCGCGGAAGCUUCCAUUUUGCUUUACUUUCUUUCUUACGUUUAUUCCCCACCUCUUCUCCAGGGAGCUCAGGGUGUGGCAUGCACAGUUCUACCCCCUCCUCAUUUUAUCUUCACAACAACCCUGUGUGGUGGGUUAGGCCGAGAGGCAGUGACUGGCCCAAGGUUGCACCUCCUUUCAUGGCUCAGUGAGGAUUCGAACCCUGGUCCUCGUCCGGCACUCUAACCACUACGCCACACCGGUAUUCCGGGGCAGAGAGCAGUGAUUGUGGGAAGCACGCCCUUUGUCUAAUUCCCACCACAGUGCAUUAAGAACUCUGCCCGUGCACCUUUUAUUGCCUUUCCAGUUUAAGUAGUAGAUAUUCUGCCUGUCGCUCUGUCAGGCCAGUAAGAGCUAUUCAGCAGUGGAACAGUCUCCCUCGGAAGGUGGUGGGCUCUCCUUCCUUGGAGGUUUUUAAGCAGAGAUUGGACGGCCAUCUGCCAGGGAUUCUUCAGCUGCGAUUCCUGCCUUGAAGGGGGUUGGGACUGGAUGACCCUCGGAGUCUCUUCCAGCUGUACAAUUCUACAAUUUGAUCAGUGGGGCUAGCGAAAGGAUUCCUGUGGCUGUGGUCCGUUGCGUCCUCAACCCCCUUCCCUGUUGUGCGUGUGCCGUCCUCUGAAAUACACACAUUUGCGUUGACCUUCUGCUGUUUCACCUGCAAAGCAAGGUUCCCAACGACCGCUAACAAAAGAUUUAUUUUGUCCUCCCCCCGGCUUGGAGGGAAGUUGGCCUUUUGCAAAGUGGUUUUCAAAACCGAGCAGGUGGGAGUUUGGACAACAGAGAAAUAAUUACACGAAGCUGGGGUGGGCAGGCAGAUGGAGGGCGAAGCGAUUGUGGGAAGUGUAUGUCGUUGUGUCUCUGUCUCCCACCCUGUGCAUUUUCCCUUUUCAAUUUAAUUAGUAGAUAUUCUGUCUGUAGCCCUGUCUGCUUUUUUAACACUGCAAACGAGAGGCGCCUUUUGUCCCAGAGAGAGACUGAAGUGUGUGUAUGUCCCGCCUCCUCUUGAAACAACAUGGAUGGUUACUGGUAGGAAAAAUUGACCAGGUCCCAUUAAAGGGGGGGGGCUUAAUUAGGAGCAUGGGAGGUCUGUUCUUGGGACCCCUUCCUUGCUAGGACAAAGAUUUCUUUUUCUUUUACCACUACCGCCACUUCCGUUUGCUAAGGAUGAGCAAGAAAAGAGGGACUCAGUUAGGGAGGUAAUGAAGAGGAGGGGUUCCCCCGUUCGUCCGUGCUCAGAAUGUUUUAGAGUCUCCGCUGUGUGGUGUGUUGUUCGUUGUUUCCACCCCUUCCAAGUGUCAAGUGCUGAUGUAAUUGUUUGGAUGCUGGCAGAAUGGCCUGUUCCGUGGGAACCUAAGGAGCUGCCUUCUACUGACUCAGGCCAUCGGUUCGUUUAUCUCAGUAUUGCCUACACUGACUGGCAGCAGCUCUCCAGGGUUUCAGGCAGGGGACAGUCCCAGCCCUCUCUGGGACUGGGAAAGUAGAGUAAUGCUCUAUUAUUACAUCAAUAAAAGGUAAAGGACCCCUGAACAUUAGGUCCAGUUGUGACCGACCCUGGGGUUGCGGCGCUCAUCUUGCUUUAUUGGCCGAGGGAGCCGGCAUACAGCUUCCGGGUCAUGUGGCCAGCAUGACUAAGCCACUUCUGGCGAACCAGAGCAGCGCACGGAAAGGCUGUUUACCUUCCCGCCGGAGCGGUACCUAUUUAUCUACAUGCACUUUGACGUUCUUUCGAACCUCUAGGUUGGCAGGAGCAGGGACCGGGCAACGGGAGCUCACCCUGUCGCGGUGAUUCGAACCGCCGACCUUCUGAUCGGCAAGCCCUAGGCUCUGUGGUUUAACCCACAGUGCCACCCGCGUCCCAUUGAGUACAUCAAUGCCCUGAUGCUAAACACAGACUCACUCACUCACUCGCUCCAUUUUGGGGACCUCCAAGCAAGAUCAUGGCGGAAAAGUCUCUCAGUGGCUAUGUUCCAACUCCAGGAUGUUUCUUGAGAAACCAGUUUUGCUGGCGAGCAUUGGUGGGAGAGGGACAUUGGCCUCUCUUCCAACUUGUGGGCUUUCCAGGGGCACCUGGUUGGGCUGCUGGAACAGUAGGCCUCUGUUCUGACCCAGCCAGGGCUCUUCUGUACUUUUGAGUCUUGGACAGCACCUGUUAUUCACAGGUAUACUUCCUCUAAGUAUGGAGGUUCCAUUGGGAUACCAUGGCUGAUAGAGCUGCCUGCCAUGACUUAUCAAAGUGCUUGCCGCAUCAGAUCCGAGUUCCACCUGGCCCAGCACGCUGCUAGCAGCUCCCCUCUGACUUGUGGACACCUUCGCCUUCAUUCCUCUAUAAAGCCGGAGCAUUAGGCUGUCCUUCCUAAUUAGGCGUCACUUGCCAAAUGGCCGGGGCUGUGUUUGGCGUCUUAAUUAACUCGGAUUGUCAGUUCAGAACAGAAACGCCUUCCUUGAUUUCUCUCUGCCCUGGCCUCUCCGAGGUCCUGCAGGAUUCGCACUCAGAAGCAUUUCCUUGACCCCCCCGGGCUGCCUCUGCUUCUUGCGAUAAAAGCGACAGAGGCUGCGGUUCGGCCCCAGGAGAGAAAUGCCUUGCCUUAAUUGUCACGGCGGAUCGGAAGGCCCUUUUCUCUGAGAGCCCUGGCGGCCUUUUCCGUUCUCUGAUGCUGAAGUGUGAGGUGAUGAAGGUCAGGCAGCCGAGGAAAGCCUUGGUCAUUAUCGGGGAAAUGUGACUGAAGUCCCCAAUUGGUACGGGAGAAGUGGACGCCCCGGAGGCGGAAUGAUCGCCUGUCUUGCUUUGGAGGGUGGGAAAUGUGAUGGAGAUGUCUCUUGUCUUCACAAAAUGAAGGGGCAGCGAAGAAGGCCGAAGGGGCCAAGAAAAAAGGCUGGUUGUGAUUCCUCCCACCACAGAAUUUGCUAGUUCAGAAGGAACAGUGUUUCAAGCCACUGCUGCAGGAGCUUGUGGAGCAGAGUGGUUCAAGGCCCGGGCCCAAACCCUCUUUUUGCUCUCAGACUCAAAAGGUGGUAGAGUGUCCUCCAUCAGAGGUUUUUAAACCAGGCAUAGGCAAACUUGGUCCUCCAGAUGUUUUUGGGACUACAACUCCCAUCAUCCCUGACCACUGGUCCUGUUAGCUAGGGAUGAUGGGAGUUGUAGUCCCGAAACAUCUGGAGGGCCGAGUUUGCCUAUGCCUGUUUUAUUUUUAUUUUUUUGCGAUUUCUGCAUUGCAGGGGGUUGGACUAGACAACCCUUGGGAGAAUCCCUCUCAACCCUACAACUCUAUGAUUCUAAGCUCGUCACGAGUGGCUUCAGGCCAGUCGCCACCCCUCAUCCCAACCUGGCUUUCAGGGAUAUUUGUGAGGAUGAGAUGGGCAGUUUGAAUCAGGAGAGUGGCCUGAUCUGAAUUGCUUCCCCAGCCAUUGAGUUUCCCUUCCUGUCUGCCCUCUGGAUCCUGGCUCCCCUCCAUCCUACAUGGCUGCUUGUGGGCAUGCAAGCGGGCAGCAGUGGUGGCAGUUGCUGGGGAGUGAGCAAUGGCUUAUGGCAACAGUGAACAAUUUUAUUUUAUUUUAACACGAGGACCACAUUUCAUUGGGGGUUAUCUGUUGGGGGGCCACAGGGCAGGCUGCAGCUGAUGAGAAGCCCAGGAAGCUGCCUUGUACCAAGUCUAACCAACCCACCCACCUAGCUCAGUGUGGUCUGCACUGACUGGCAGCGGCUCCCCAGGUUUUCAUACAUGGGUCUCUCCCAGCCCUACCUGGAGGUGCCUUGAGUUGAGCACCUUCUGCAUGCAAAGCGAGUGCCCUAACCACAGCCCUUAAGACAAAUGAACAUUGGAAGCUGCCUAUUGCCCACCUAGCUCAGUGUUGUCUGCACUGACUGGCAGCUGCUUUCCAGGGUUUUUAGAUGUGGGACAUUCCCAGCCUUACCUGGAGAUGCUGGGGACUGAAGCCAGGACCUUCUGCACUCAAAGCAGGUGCUCUGUCUGCUUGCCCUGGCAGCGGGCAGAGCAAAGGCGGGCAUAACCUGUUCUCUUUCUCUCUCUCUGGAGCAUCCCUUAUCUGGUGACCCCCCCAAAACUUGAGUUCCCCACUACCUCUCCUCCUUGCUCUGCACCUUUCCAGGGUAGCCUAACCAGAAGACCACAAAGCCGUCUCCUCCCCUCGUCCUCUCACCCUUUCGUCUACUCUAAAGGACACCCAUCUCAGACCUCCCCAGCUGCCCUCCAUAUCCUCCUAAGCUGUUAACGUGGCCCAGCCAAUCUCCCUGCUCUUAGCUAUUUUCAUCUCCCUUCAUAAUCCACCCCCCGCCAAACCCCUUCUGUUGCAGCCUUCUUGAGCAAUUGACACACGCGGUCACGUUUUCCUCAAAGUGCCCAGAAACCAAAUGCCAGGCUCCACAGUUGACUCCCUCAUGGGCCCUGCGAAUAGUCAGACUGUGGACUGUGGAUCCUUUUCAUUAGCUGUGAGGUGGCAAGCCCAGGUUUGUAGGGGGUUGUCGGAGGACUACGACAAAAAACUGGAGAGGAAAUCGCCGAUGCUCUCAUAUUUGCCGCAUGUCCAGAAUGGAUGAGUGUGAGUGGAAUUUGCUGCUGCUGUUUCCCGUCUGCAAUAUGUAAUCAAUACAUUUCCCUCCGCCAUUUGCAAUGUGUUUCCUUUGCAUUGAGGUGAAAAGGGCGGAAUAACGUAUAAAGAGGACGCAACUUAGGUAGAUUACAUAAGUUACAAAAUUUCACAGUGGAAUUUUUUCAGUGGAAUAUUUGAAUUUAUUGUUACGGUCACAGACCAGUUCCGACUCACUUACAAUAUCAGAAAAAUCAUAAAACACGACGGGAAUAGAUUGAAUUGCAAUUGGGUUUAGCAGAGAUAAUUCAGAUUUAACAGCAGUUAACAAUAUACAUUAAAUCUUGAUCACUAAAAUAUAACCUAAAAUUAUCAUUUAAAACCUUAAUCAUUUUGGUAGUACAGCUUGUUCCCUAAGUUUUAUGGCAGUCGCACAGAAUUUGGCCACCCUUAGCGUGAUCUCUACAUCCUUGUCCUCUACCAGGAGUUUUAGACAUUGGGGUUCGGACCCAUUUUUCAGUGGAAUAGAAAAACAGUGCUGUGUGCAGAAAAUGCAGAGCAGAACAGAAAACAAUGCCUUCUGGCAUCCCAAGGCCUGAACUUGAUGGGGACCUACAAGUUGUCCUAACUCUUGCAUGGUUCUGCACGUUCCCAAGCAUUCGCUCGUCCUGUUCACACAUUACCUUUUGAAAGUGUACAUUAAAAAAGAAAAGAAAAGAAAAGCAGCAGCCACUUUGUUGGUCUGCUGCAAUGAAAGGGUCUCAUGGCUCCUUAUAAAGACUAGGACAUUUUGUUUAUAGCAUUAUAUUUUGUGUGCCAAAGCCGCUUUGAGAGCCAGUGUGGUGUAGUGGUUAAGAGCGGUAGUCUCGUAAUCUGGUGAACCGGGUUCGUGUCCCCGCUCCUCCACAUGCAGCUGCUGGGUGACCUUGGGCCAGUCACACUUCUCUGAAGUCUCUCAGCCCCACUCACCUCACAAAGUGUUUGUUGUGGGGGAGGAAGGGAAAGGAGAAUGUUAGCCGCUUUGAGACUCCUUAGGGUAGUGAUAAAGCGGGAUAUCAAAUCCAAACUCUUCUUCUUCUUCUUCUUCUUCUUCUUCUUCUUCUUCUUCUUCUUCUUCUUCUUGAUGGAUGCAUGUAACAGUAUUUUCACUUGUAGCAUCACAGAGCUGGAAGGGCACCUCAGAAACCAUUUAGUCCAACCUGCUGCAUAGCACAACAGUUAGCAGGUGCACAGUGGUUCAGUGUUAGAAGCUGGAAUUGUGGGGCACCUGCCAAGAAGCCUCACAUCCCAGCAUGUGGCCCCACUGCUGACCCCUGGGGCACCGUGGCCGUUCUCUGCUACUCCUCCCUGUUCUUCAUCUCUUCUCAGUUUGAUGGCAAGUCAUCUACUGUAGCCUACAUUUAUACACGAUGAUCGUGGCAUUGCUGAUAUUUUGCUUGCUGUGCCUACUUCCGCUUGCUUAUAAUCCUGUGUGGUUUUGCAUUCGGACAUCUUUUAUCAGCCUCGCUUUGUAUGAAGGCCAUGCGUUGCCCAUAAUCUCACUGCAGAAGACAACCGAUCACAUAACAAGCUCGUUCUUUGUGCAGCAUUUGCUUGGCUCGAAGGGAAAUGACCUGUGGUGGGGACAGGUGAACCUUGUCACUUCUGGCUCCUCUCAGCUUCCCACUCUUCCAACCUUAAGUUCUUUUGGCCACAUUUCCACAUCAUUUUACAAUUUGGUUAUUUUUUUUAAAAAAUUCCUCACAAUUCCUUAUGUUCUUUAAAAAAAAAACCUCACAAAAAUUUAUCCAUUUUGUUGAAGCUUUUUUUGCCUAACGGAGUGCCUUUUUCUUUGCUGUUUUCAUGGACAGACACCCCCGCCCUGUGUGAUUCCUCCCCCAUGUUUUUCCGGUCGGCAAACUGCGCCGUGAAUUCCAGAGAUGUGCGGAUCGAGAAGGAGAGUUUUGUGUGCACGCCUCAGUUUGGCGUGUGUGCUUUAUGUGUGUGUGAAUUAGGUAGGCUCUCAUGAAAACAACCGACCAAAUUUCUUCCCCCGCCUCGGACCUGCGGUGGCCUGUGACGGACUCUUCCUGAAGACAGCUAUUCAUUUUCUGGCGGCUGGCGAGCCAGGAAAUGGUAGGGAACGUGGCCAUUGGGAGACAGUUUUGCAUAGCUCCCUCCUCAUUGGCUUAACGCCGAGAGGGGGACGUGGCCUGCCAGAGGCAAAUCUGCAUAUGCCAGCUGGGGUGUCUUAAGGUAUCUCCCAGCACAAGGAGUCUGGGCCAGGGGCUGGUUCAAAGAGACUUUCGAGGAAUCUCAGCAGGCGAAAGUUGUCCUCCAUUCUGGAUGAACAGGUACAAUUUUGCUGUGUGGACGGAGGUGCUUCAGGUUUUUUGUGUGGAAGCUGCAAUUUGGGAGGGAUGAGAAGCCUCAGGGGCAAUUUCCCCUCCUGCGUUCCCCCUUUGUCGCUCUUACAAACAAAUGAGAUCCUUGAAAGCUGAAAUACUCAGUUUUAACUCUUGUCUAAUCCCACAGAAGCUUAUGUUUCCUGAAAUCCAAAAUCCAAGUGCUUUGGUUUGAACUGGGGCUUGAGGAUUAAGCUGCCCUGCAAAGGGCUUUUAAAUUUUUUUUUACAGUUUGGGCAACCGUUUUGUUAUUCCCAAGGAGCCAAAUAAAUCCUGCCUCCCUUCGUCUGCUAAAGGGGAUCGCGGCAGUGGCUUAGCACAACUCGGGGGAGCUGAAAUGCAAUACCGCCCGAAAGGGAGGCAACGUUCGCACGCAAGUGACUGAAGGCGCAAGCUGGAUGGUGGCACACGCAGCUGCCAGCAAUUUCCACAGAUGUGGUGGUGCUUUUUCUAGCAGCCUUAAGGCUGGGAAUCCCCUACUGCAGGGAUACCCAUUGUGGCACCCUCCAGGAUGUUGCGGCACUGCCUCUCCCAUCAACCCCCUACGCCCACAGCAAAGGCUGAUAGAAAUAGGGGCAGAAUUCAAUUUGGUUUGCCUGCAAAUGUGAACAUUUGCACUGUCUGAAGCGGUCUGCAAACCGAAAAGCCCUUCAAAAUUCACACUUCUCCGAAUUUUGCAAUUUGCAAGUUUUGUGUACAAAAGUGUGUUUAUUAAGGCAAAGGGUGAACAGAAAUGCAUGCGUUUGUGAGAACCGUACACACAAAAAUCCAUUACUUUGGAGGAAAUUGUUUUGGAAACACCUCUAUAGUAGGGGAAAGCGCUUAUAAACUUGCAUGUCAUUAGGAAAAAUAUGCUGGUGGGUUUUUGGAAAGAUUCUUUUUUUAAAUGUACAAACUGAGGGGGUUGAAUGUUGAGAAUUGAACUUAAAAGUUUGGGGGAAAUUAGAAAGUGGGAGAAAACCAAAAUGAUAGAUUCACCCAUCCCCUUUUGGAGAUGAAGGGAGCUGUACCCCAGUCCCAUCUGGGUAUAUGUGUCCUGCCAGCCACUGCCUUGUUCCUUAACGAUGGUCUGAAAAUCUAAUCUAAUACAACUUUUUUGGCCUUCAUACGGCAAUUUUUUAAAAUGCACACAUUUCAGUAAAAUCUCUCCACCAGCCCACCACUGCCCCAUGCCUCCUAUCAUUAUAAUCCAGCACAGUUAGUUGUAAAUAAUCAUGCAAAUUUGAAAUGGCUUAGGGAUGAAGAGCCUUUAUCCUGUGCAUCCCAGGAUCCCAGUCUUUAAAAGGAUUUGGGGGGGUUACUGGGAGUAAUUACAAAAAUGAAAGUGACCCCUUUCAUAAUGACCCCCCCUCUAUUUGUGGCUGCAAAGUGUUUUAUUCGUGUUUUAUUCUCUGCAGCUUCGGGGAAGAUCCGGCGCUUGGCGGUAGACUUUGUUCCCUGCGCGAAAUACCUUCUUGGGAUUCCCUCCAGCAGCAAAGAGGCUUCCUGAUCUCUCUAAGCGUGCUUUGCGCAGUCUCUGAGUCUCUUUGGUGUGGAGUUUUGCUUAAUGCUUCAGCUGGGUUGCUGAAGAUCUCUACGUGGUCUCCUCCUCCCAAAUACAUCUGGGAUAGCUUUGUUCAGAGCGUUUGGCUUCUCUUCCUUAAACGUACACAGGCUAUGAGCUGAGAGGUUGACACCUCAACGUGUUGUGGUUGCUGCGGAUUUGCUGGUUUUUUUGCAUCAGGCGGUGCACGGCGCAACGGGUGCUCCCUCUGCCCGAGAUGGUGACUUCUGCGUUUUGGGAAUGUUUGGGCCGUGGUCGGCUGCAGCAGGAUGGACCCCGUGUGGUGCCACAGCUGCGUCCAUGCUCCCCUCUGAGACCCGCCAGCAGCAGGAAACACUCUCCCCCCUGGGGCUGUCGCCUUCUGAGGCCAAUCAAAUGCUACCCAGAAGCUCCACCUUCUGUACAUCAUUGUAGGUAUCGGGCUUGUUAAGAACUGCUUCCGGGGGGGGGGGGGCAGGUGCCAACCACUUGCAUGUGGUUCUGUCUUCCAAACAGAGUUUCUAUUGAAGCAUUGAUGCGACUGCUGCAACCUUGGCUUGCAAAAAUCAGCUGCGCACACACUCACAUCCCUUCCCAUUUCCAGAUGACGGUUAAGUCCAAAGAGCUCUCUAGCUACAGUGCAAUGAUUUAAAAAAAAAAUAAUACUCUUUAAUGCUAACCCAGUCUAUGAAAUGGAAUUGGCAGGAGAUUCAGGAUAAGGAAGACUACAGGUCCGUGCUGGAGCAUCUGUUUCAAAUGCAGGCGGUCCGAUGUUCAAUCCCUGGCAUUUCCUGGUAGGACUGGGGAAGGCUCCUUGUCUGAAACCCUGGAGAGCCAGGCAAUACUUAGCUUAGAAAGACCCAUCGGUCUGACUCAGUGUACGUUCCUAUAUCUUAAGGGAAAGGCUGUAGCUCAGUGGUACAACAGGUGCUUUGCGUGCAGAAGGUCCCCAAUAGCAUCUUCAAGUAGGGCUGGGAGAGACUCCCUGCCUUGAAAACCCUGGGGAGCUGCUGCCGAUCAGUGUAGACCCAGGGGUAGGCAACCUAAGGCCCGGGGGCCGGAUGCGGCCCAAUCGCCUUCUAAAUCAGCCCGCGGACGGUCCAGGAAUCAGCAUGUUUUUACAUGAGUAGAAUGUGUCCUCUUAUUUAAAAUGCAUCUCUGGGUUAUUUGUGGGGCCUGCCUGGUGUUUUUACAUGAGUAGAAUGUGUGCUUUUAUUUAAAAUGCAUCUCUGGGUUGUUUGUGGGGCAUAGGAAUUUUGUUCAUUAUUUUUUCAUAAUAUAGUCCGGCCCACCACAUGGUCUGAGGGACGGUGGACUGGCCCACAGCUGAAAAAGGUUGCUGACCCCUGGUGUAGACAGUACAGUGGUACCUCGGGUUACAUACGCUUCAGGUUACAGACUCCGCUAACCCAGAAAUAGUACCUCAGGUUAAGAACUUUGCUUCAGGAUGAGAACAGAAAUCGUGCUCCGGUGGCACGGUGGCAGCAGGAGGCCCCAUUAGCUAAAGUGGUACGUCAGGUUAAGAACAGUUUCAUGUUAAGAACGAACCUCCAGAACGAAUUAAGUACUUAACCCGAGGUACCACUGUACUUAGCUAGGUGGACCCUGCAGAAGGCAGCUUCCUUAUGGCAGAAAAAAGGAAGUACUUGCUAGUGAUGCAGCGCAUGACUGAUGCAUGGAACUUGCUCCCACAAGACGUGGCGACAGAUGGCUUUGAAGGGGGAUUUAGGCAGAAUCCUGUAGGAUGUCUUGCUGUUGUCUGUUAGCCAUGAGGGCUGAAUUGAACCUCCAAGUUCAGAGGCAGUCUACCACUGAAUAAUAACAGCAGCCGGGGAGCAAGAACGUGGGCAGGAAGUUUCCUUCAGGAUCUGCCUCCAGACUUCCCAGAAGCAACUGCUUGGUCAAUGCGGGGAAGCAGAAUGUUGGACUAUGCAGUGGCGUAGCGUGGGUUGUCAGCACCCGGGGCAAGGCAAGCAAUUUGCGCCCCCCUAACCCGUGGAUUUGCGCCCCCUAACCCCCAGAUGUUGCACCCGGUGCGGCCGGCCCCCCCUGCACCCUCCACGCUACGCCACUGGGACUAUGCAGAGAGUUGGCUUCAUCCAUCGGGGCCACUUUUGCUUUUUUUUUUAACCAAACUUUAUAUACAGCUUGAUUGUAAAUAAAACCACCAAGCAGUUUACAGUGGUACCUCAGGUUAAGCACUUAAUUCUUUCUGGAGGUCCGUUCUUAACCUGAAACUGUUCUUAACCUGAAGCACCACUUUAGCUAAUGGGGCCUCCUGCUGCCGCCGCAGCAUGAUUUCUGUUCUUAUCCUGAAGCAAAGUUCUUAACCUGAAGCACUAUUUCUGGGUUAGCGGAGUCUGUAACCUGAAGCGUAUGUAACCUGAAGUGUAUGUAACCCGAGGUACCACUGUAUAUAUAAAAGCAGAUAUCAGGUAUUUUUUUUAAAAAAACAUCUAAGUGCAAUUUAAAUCUAUUAUAAACUAAAACCAGGUUAAAGCAAAUGCCAACUUCUGCACACGUGGAUGGGCUUGCUCAACCAAAAAUGUUUUAAGCAGGUGCCGAAAAGAGUGUACCGGAGGCACUGAUGUCAAUAGGCAGGGAGUUCCAAAGGGUUAGGUGUUGUCACACUGUAAGGUUGAUUUCUUAUCAGUGCAGAAAAGAUUUCAUAUAGCACCUGUAACGGUAUCAGUUCACCAGAUUGAAGUGAUCAAGUGGGCAAGGGGAUCACGCAAGGGAAGUUUGCUAGCUGCACCCUGGAGGAAUCCCUCCCUUCCUGCAGAGCCUCGCCAUCUUCUGCUUACACAGUCCUGCUUCCCUCCAGUGCUGCGCUGAGAACAUUUGGCUUGAAGAAACACAUGCCUGAAAUGUUCUUGUGUGUGUUUUUUUGAAUAAUUUUGUAUUAGAUUUUCCACAAUGAUAACCAAAAACACAAAGCAGAGUGGUACACAAAAACAGGAAAAAAAGAACAAUAAACAGAUAAACAAUAACAACAAACUUAAAUCCAACCUUUUAAGCAUCUUAGUUGACUUCCUCAAGUCCCUCCCUUCUGAGUUUCCUUGUAGUUAAAAGUAACAGCUUUCCAAUAUAAUUAUUAAACUAAAACAAUUUCCAAUUAUAGUCCAUCUUAUUCACUUUUCUUAACAUUCUAAAUCCCAUUUAUUUAAUUAUAACUUAAUUUAAUCUAGGCCUAUUUGUUUUCUUUCAAGUAAUUUCUAAUUUUUUAUGUUACAAUAUUUAUUCAAAUAGUCCUUAAAUUUCCUCCAGUCCUCUUGGAACUCCUCUUCUUUCUGGUCGCGGAUUCUUCCAGUCAGGUCAGCUAGCUCCGUAAAGUCCAUCAUCUUCAUCUGCCAAUCUUCCACUGUUGGUAGUUCUUGUGUUUUCCAAUUUUUAGCAAGUAAUAUUCGGGCCUGAAUCGUCCUUGGGAAAGUUUGCCUAAUCUCUCCCUGUGUGUCUCUCUCUGUCUCUUUCCUUGGGGUGGGGAACCCUUUUCAUCUCCGAGGGCCACGUUUCCUCAUGGACAAAUUUUCGGGGGCCGCAUACCAGUGGUGGGGCAGGGCCCAACGGUGGCAGAUCAACACUGUAUAGCAGACUACAUUCCAGCUCUGCAAAAGUUGUGCUUUUGCACCAUCCAGGCAAAUGAGAAGUAUAUCACAGCUCAGCGACGCAUUCUAGUUCAAGCUAAAAAAGCAGAGCAGAUUUAUUGUGGAGCACAGCUUUGGGAUCUAUGGGUCACAGCCUGGGGAGGGUUCUCAAUAGCCAGAUAGAGCUGGCGGGCCAGAUUUGGUCCCCAGGGCUUGUCAUCUCCCUUCACUGGCCUAAAGCAAUAUCAGAGAUGGGGCAGAAGAAUAUUUCUUCCCAAGUUGAUGGGUGUGGGGAGUGAACUUUUCCCCCCUGGGUCUCUUAUUCCGCCCUUGUUUUCAGAGUUGUCUCUCCCCUCCAUCUCUCAGAACCAGUUCACAUAAACAGCUGAUGUGGUCCAUUAGUUUUUCAUAAUAGGUGUGUGUGGAUGGGGUAUGUGUGUAUGUGUGUGUGUUUACUUUGGGGGAUCAAUCAUUGACCUGGCAAUGAAUGAGGAAUCUAUUCUUAGGGUCUAUAUCAGACACCUGGGACUUGCCACUCAUUUCCACUGGGCUGUGUGUGUGUGUGUGUGUGAGAGAGAGAGAGAGAGACCUUUCUUCCCAUCCCCACAGGUUUUCAGUUCAGAAUUUGGCAGUCAAGUCUGACAAGGGGAAGCUGGGUCAACAGAAGAUAUUUGGAGGUGCCCAAACACGUUUGCUCUUUAUUGAACACGACGAAGUAAUCUGGAAAGAAUUUUCUCCUGCUAGGUGCUAAUCCUUAUUCGAUUUUCACACACACACACACACACACACACACGGGCGAAGCUGUUGGUCUUGAAAAAAACCUCCAGUUGUGUUCUUGAAUCUGCGCCCCUCUGUACUGGCAUGUGUUUGUUUUUGAUGGUAUCUUCUGCAACAUGCCAGUAAACGCAAUGAUAGCAAAACCCACAACCACUAUGCACAGCUGGUGAAAAAAUUAACAAAUGGGUCCUUGUGCACAUUUGGACGAAAGGUGGAUACUAGUCUGAAACGGCUGAAGACGGGUGCACUAGGGGUGUGACUGAAUACUGCAUUUGCUGUAAAGAAUUCUCUUUUUUAAAAAAAAAAUGGAAGUAGUUGAAUCCCUAACUUGUGUGAUGCUUCCAGGCUUCUCUCAGUGUUGUGGUGCAAUCAUUUUUUUUGUUCCAUUUAGGAAUCACUUCCCAUUAAACAUCAUGGAGUGAUUGAUAAGGAAUACAUCAUAUAACAUAUAUUACUAUACAGUGGUACCUCGGGUUACAUACGCUUGAGGUUACAUACGUUUCAGGUUACAGACUCCGCUAACCCAGAAAUAAUGCUUCAGGUUAAGAACUUUGCUCAGGAUGAGAACAGAAAUUGUGCUCCGGUGGCAUGGCAGCAGCAGGAGGCCCCAUUAGCUAAAGUGGUGCUUCAGGUCAAGAACAGUUUCAGGUUAAGAACGGACCUUCAGAACGAAUUAAGUACUUAACCCGAGGUACCACUGUAAAUAUAACAACAACAGUGCUCUUAGUGAUGAAUAAUAGCCGCAUUUACACUACACCCUUUCAUCCACGAGCUCAGGGUUCGAAUACAUUGGUCUCCCCCCCUUUUAGUCUCACAACAGCCCUGCGUGGCUGUUUAGGCUGAGACAUACUGAUGGGUUCAAGGUCACUUAGCAAGUUUUGCACCUGAACGUGGAUUGGAACCCAGGUCUCCUUGUCCAGAGCCCUUCUCAGUGUAAUGUUGCCUUCCUUCCCCUGCAGUCUCCCGCAUCAAUGGGCACCCAAAGCUGGACCGACACCGGGAGCACCCGCCGGGCUACGACAGCUCUUCCACCAUGAUGAGCAGCGAGUUGGAGUCCAGCAGCUUCAUCGACUCCGACAAUGACGAAAACACGAGCAGGUAACGGAUGUGCGAGGCAAGGAGUGCAGGAAGGUGCCUCGUAGCGAGUCUGCCAAUGGUCCACCAUUGCUCAGGGUUGCCCCCUUCCUGAAGCCCUGGGAGCUGCUGCCAGUCAGUGUAGACAACACUGAGCUUGACCUGGCUUGGAAUUUAGGCACCUUCCUUUGCUGCUGUGCCUUAAGGGAAGGUCUGUAGUUUAGCAAUUGUUCAAUCCCUGCCUCUGCAGGUAUAGAGAGACCCUGUGGACAACACUGAGCGGAGAUGGAAUAAUGGUCUGACUCAGCAUAAGGCAGCUUCCCGAGUUCCUGUUAAGAGAUUUGUCAUGAAGGACUUUGUCAUAACAGUUGUUGUCAUCUGUCAAAUGGAACAAAGAAAUGGCAAGACUUUAAUCCAAGUUAUACCCUCAAUUACCUGCCUUCAAUGCUUAUGCACACAUCUGGCAACCCCACCGUAUACAAGGCUUUCCACUUCCGACAGUUACCUUAUUAAGCCUAGGUGGGUGGCGCUGUGGUCUAAACCACUGAGCUGCUUGGGCUUGCCAAUCAGAAGGUCAGCAUUUCGAAUCCCUGCGAUGGGGUGAGCUCCCAUUGCUCUGUCCCAGCUCCUGCCAACCUUGCAGUUCAAAAGCAUACCAGCAUGAGUAGAUAAAUAGGUACCAUUGUGGCAGGAAGGUAAAUGGCAUUUCCGUGCACUCUGGAUUCUGUCACGGGGUUCAGUUGUGGCAUAAGCGGUUUAGUCCUGCUGGCCACAUGACCUGGAAAGCUGUCUGUGGACAAAUGCCGGCUUCCUUGGCCUGAGGCGAGAGGAACACUACAACCCCAUAGUUGCCUUUGACCGGACUUAACCAUCCAGGGGUCCUUUACCUUUUUAUUAUUAUUAAGCCUAGGUAAAGGUAAAGGGACUCCUGACCAUUAGAUCCAGUCGUUGCCAACUCUGGGGUUGCGGCGCUCAUCUCGCUUUAUUGGCCGAGGGAGCCGGCGUACAGCUUCUGGGUCAUGUGGCCAGCGUGACUAAGCCAUUUCUGGCGAACCAGAGCAGCGCACGGAAACACUGUUUACCUUCCCGCCAGAGCGGUACCUAUUUAUCUACUUGCACUUUGACGUGCUUUCGAACUGCUAGGUUGGCAGGAGCUGGGACCGAGCAACAGGAGCUCACCCCAUUGCGGGGAUUCAAACCGCUGACCUUCUGAUCGGCAAGUCCUAGGCUCUGUGGUUUAACCCACAGCGCCACCCGAGUCCCAUUAUUAAGCCUAGGAGGUAUUAAAUACCAAAGAAAUAAUAAUUUUUGUCCCUCCUGUGCCACUAAGGCUUCAUGAUGCCUUCCACACCUGUUCUUUUUUAUUUUUUUAAAAAGCCAAACUUGGACUGUGCUCAAGGUGCCAAGAGAUUGGGAUGGCGGGUUUUUUCUCCGCGUGGGAAGGAGGGUGCUCUGCCACCAACUUCCUAAAGGACACCCACCCUCCGCUUGCCCGAUGAGAUGGUUGUUUCUGAUCCAUUUUCUUCUUCCUCCACCCCCUUUUAAGCUUCUCAAAGGAACACGGCACCUUUAACCCCCACCACUUUCCUCUCCCAUUUUUUUAAAAAAUAAGUGGAAUAUUUCUAUAGUGGCGGACGAUCCAUGCUGGGAUUGGAUUAAGAGCAGCCCAAAGUGGGUUACUGGAGCAUCGCACGCUGGAUCCAACUAGAUCCAGCCCCAGUGUACAUUUUCAUAACACCCCUUUCCCCGCCCCGCUCCAGAUUUUUAUCCUUCCCUGUAGAAGAAUAAAUAAAAUAAAACGAACGGCUGCAGAGGCUGCUAUGGAGGGGCCCUUUCCCCCCCCUUUCCCUUUCUGAGCUGAGGGAGGGAGUCUUGGCACAAGCGACUGGCUGGCUUGCCGGCCAUCCAGUGCAUCGGGGUGGAAUGUGCCAAGGUAUGUUGUUUAAUAUUACAAAGAUGAUGUUCAUAAGCGGAUGAGACAUUCCGUCGGUGGGGGAGCUUGGGGAAGGGGGGCGGUGGCGGCAGCAGCUCCUGAGAUAUGGAAGGGGAUGGAUUAUUCUGCACAAACAGCAAGAGGACAGAAUAACAAAGCUUUUUGUCUGGCAUUGCGAAAGGACACACCGGCGCAAGUGCACUUGUAUUCUCAAGUCGGGCACCAGCAACUUGCGCGGGGGGGGGGCAGGAGGGGGCAUUGUGGGGCUGAGAAAGGAGGCCUGGAAAUUGUGUUAAGAGAGGGGGCACAUUCCUCAUGCCCCACCUGUGCGUGAGUACUCUGGUCUUCUUUCUUCUUUGAGAAAUAUUCGUCUGCAUAGAUAAGAGUCCGCAUACAGUUGAAGCACCCCCCCUCGAAUCCCAGGAACUGUCGCUUACCCCUCACAGAGCUGUACUUCCCAGCAUCCUUAACAAACUACGGUUCACAGGAUUCUUAGCGGUGUGCUUUAAAUGUAUGCUAUGCAUGCAGCCGAAGAGUAAGUACUCUGUUUUUUUCCUUUUCUGGAUAGAUGUAGAGUUGCAUCGAAUGCUACACCUGCCAGGGAACCUUCUGCAUGCAAAGGGGAUACUCUGCAGCCGAGCCACAGACCUUUCCUUUUCAUUAUGAAUGGAGAGAUCUGUCAAUUCCUACCAAACACUGUGCUCCCUUGGCAAAAAGUAGCUAUUAAUCAAUUCGCAGGCUUUCUGUGGGGCGGGGGGGGGGGGGAGAAGGAAUUAUUCAGAUCUGGGAAUGUAGUGCCAGGAGGGUUUGCAGGUUUAAAACUCCUUUCCCUACACACGAGACCUUGGUUCUCUUAAGUUACUCAUUUUUGCAGUUCUCGACAUUUCCACAGCAAUUUGUGACUUACAUUUUCGCAAUGACUUUUUUUUUUUAACCAGCAUUUUAGUGCAAAUUUCACCAUAUAUAUGCGCAAUUUUGAGUCAUGUACACAUUUUUGUUAUUAGUUUCCCCUAAGACUGGAUUUUUGUAGUAUCUUUAUUGAAUCAAUGCAUUUUUAUGCACUUCUCCCCUAAUACAUGCAUUUAUAAACAUAUUGCUCCGUUGGACAACUGCAUCGUAAAAAUCAAAGAAGUGUGAAUUUUCAGAGAGUAGCCAUGUUUUGGUUUGCAUAUUGGUUUGUGAGGCAGAGUUAGGGAGUUUCUCGUCAAUAGCAAAUGAGUUUGAAUUUCUCCUCCAUCAAUUGCGACAGCUUACAGGUUCCCACAGUCUGGCUUAGCUUGGCUUGGUCCAGUCAGUGGCAAACCCGGGUUUGCAACCAAAUAACAGAACUGCCCCUUCCUAUUUGUGUUGCCUAAGUGAAUCACAGUUAAUGCGGUCUGUGCAAUAGCACUGAGCUCUUCCCCUGUGAGAUAAACAUAUUGAGUGAGAUCAUUGUUUGUGGGAUGCCUAAUUUAAACAGCACAUUGUUUCCAUUCCGCUUUCCUUCCCGUCUUUUUGAGAAACGAGAUUGUUUUGGAAACUUCGGGAGUCGAGAACGGCUGCAUCACCCUGCGGCUCCCCCUUGUGGUGAGCCACUAGACAGCAGGUGAUGGCUUCUCAGUGGAGUCUCUUUAAGGACCAACUGCACCUUCCUAGUCCGCCCUUUGGACCAUCCUUGACAGGAAGGCGUACAAGAGGGCCAACAAACAGUGCUCCCCCAAAACCCAGUUGUCUUCACCCCCAAAGCUGUGGUGGGAAAAGAACUGAGGGGAAGCAAAAGCCCACCAUCUGAAGGAGAGCCCCUUACCCUAAGGGUCUCUCCUUGGGAUAGACUUCCCUAGUGGCCUUUCAAAGCAUCAUCCCCAUUGCUUUGCUUAGGGGAAAGAGCAUAGCUCAGUGGUAGAGCACCUGCUUCGCAUGCAUAAGGUCCUGGGUUCAUCUCCAGGUAGCAGCUAUCUGAAAUCCGAAGAAGUGGCUGCCAGUGUUUAGGCAAUAUUGAGCUAGCUGGAGCAAUGGUCUGGCUCCACGUAAAGCAGGUUCCUAUGGGAUAUGCUGGGGGUGUAAGAAGACCAGAGGCAGGGACAAGGUCUAUUCUUCCCUUCAAUUCUGUUCUUAGCAGAUUUUCACCAUCCCUUAAGUCAGUGGUUCUCAACCUGUGGGUCCCCAGAUGUUGGACUACAACUCCCAUCAUCCCUGAGCUAGCUAGGAGUGAUGGGUGUUGUAGUUCAACAACAUCUGGGGACUCACAGGUUGAGAAAGGCUGCCUUACGUGGAUGGACAUGACUAACCUAAGCCCAUUGAUUUCUGUGGGUUUAUUCUGAGCAGAGCACCCUAACUGUACAACCUAGCAAUUCCAAAAUAUAGAUGUGUUUUUACCCUCGCAAGACUGAAUGUGUUGCCCUCGGCUGUACUUGAGGGACGAUUCCAACAGAUUCCACACGAAAAACGCUUACCAUAUGUCCCUGCAGAGAUGGCAGCACCGAAUCAGUGGCGCAUGCCCUCCUGGCGUGCACUCUUUACAAAGACCUGAGGAACAAGAUUAUCACCCCUCUUUUAUUGCCCAUUCCAGGUCGUCCAACCACUGCCAUGGUGUCUUUUCUCCUGGCAGAUCAAGAGGAGCAGAUGGCAGCAAAGGUUGCAAGGUUUUUUAGCUGGGGCAAUCAGAAUAAGGUCCACUGUUUGACUGCUGAUUCAGGAUCCUAAACUGUGUUUUAUUAUAAUCGACUUUUUAUUUUGUUCUGUGUAUAUCACAAUGCUCUUUUGUUGCUAUGGCCGAUGGCUAACGCAAAUAGAGUUUUAUUCAUUCAUUCUGAGUUGGAUACAACGCAGUGUGUUUUCACCGGCAGCAGGCUCAACUUUGAAAGCAAAAGAAAGCAAAUUUUGCAACCUGCCAACAUGUGUUCUAAAUUUUCUCUUGAUUUCUUUUUUUGGUCCUAUUUCUACCCCUCCCAGGUUGAGUAGCUCCACAGAACAAAGCACUUCGUCCCGUCUCAUCCGGAAACACAAACGCCGUCGCCGGAAACAGAAGAUGCGACAGAUUGACCGGGUAAGCCUUUGUGGUUUGGAGUUUGCUGCCUUCGUUAAGAGUUUGAAGCAGGAGGGGGGAGAGGACCAAAUAGUGCAGGACUCCAACUCCCAUCAGCCCCAGCCAGCAUGGCUGGUGUUCCAGGAUGAUGGGAAUUGUAGUCCAAAAACAUCUAGAGAGCUUCAGGUUCCCCAUCCCUGCUUUAGACAAAAUUGUAAAUAGCUUUUGCCUGGUCACCUGUGAUGAGUAACAACCAUCCCCAGGCAAUGAAAGAAAUGUCUUCUUUUCCUCUUGUUUUCGAGGCUAACAUAAGUAUGUGUGGGCUAGCAGCCUCAUGUUGUAAGCUUAUUUAUAAGGCUGCCACAGAAGUUGGGACGCGGGUGGCACUGUGGGUUAAACCACAGAGCCUAGGACUUGCCAAUCAGAAGUCGGCGGUUUGAAUCCCCAUGACGGGGUGAGAUCCCGUUGCUCGGUCCCUGCUCCUGCCAACCUAGCAGUUCGAAAGCACGUCAAAGUGCAAGUAGAUAAAUAGGUUCCACUCUGGCGGGAAGGUAAACGGUGUUUCCGUGCGCUGCUCUGGUUCUCCAGAAGCAGCUUAGUCAUGCUGGCCCCAUGACCCGGAAGCUGUGCGCCGGCUCCCUUGGCCAAUAAAGCGAGAUGAGCGCCGCAACCCCAGAGUCGGCCACAACUGGACCUAAUGGUCAGGGGUCCCUUUACCUUUACCUUUACCUUUACCUUUACACAGAAGUUGGCCUUUGAACUGUUUCUUGGCUUUCUGCCUACGUCAUUGCCCAGCCAACUCUUGCAAUAGCCACGUUCUGAACUACAGUAACUGCAAAUUGUUGCCAGCUUCUCCUUUUUGCUUUUCAGUCGUCUUCCUUCAGCAGCAUCACAGACUCUACCAUGUCCCUGAACAUCAUCACCGUCACCCUCAACAUGGGUAAGCCCCAUUGGAUGAGCUGCUGUUAUGUCAUGGCAUGCUCACAAGGAAUUGUAAACGCAGUCGCAAAAUGUGCACAUUUGUGGCAAUGACUCUUUACCCAUCUUGCCUCUACCAAAACAAGCUAGGUGUGCACAACCAGUAACUCCGUACCUUGGAAACUGGGGGAAGUGGCGUGGUGCCGUUAAGAUCUAGUUGAGCUCCAACUCCCAUCAACCCCAGCCAGCAUGGCCAGCGGUCAGGGAUGAUGGGAGUUGGAAUCCAACAACAUAUGGAAGUUCCCUGUCCCUGAACUGGGAGCAACAUCCAGAAAGGAGGCUCCCUGCUGUGUCUCUGCAUGACUCCCUGCUUUGGUGGGUUUUUUUGUACAUGAACAAAACAAAGACAUAAAAAGUUGCAAUUAGGGGAUAUAUUUCAAAACACGAUUGUUAUAGUGGGCAUUGGGAGUCUGACAACAUCCAGAUGACACCAUGCUGGAUAAUUCUGUAUCCAGGGCAGCUGUCUACCAGCUCCAUCUGGAAUGCAGGUUGAGACCCUACCUGCCCGCGGACUGUCUCGCCAGAGUGGUGCAUGCUUUAGUUAUCUCCCGCUUGGACUACUGCAAUGCGCUUUACGUGGAGCUACCUUUGAAGGUGACCCGGAAACUACAACUAAUCCAGAAUGCGGCAGCUAGACUGGUGACUGGGAGUGGCCACCGAGACCACAUAACACCAGUCUUGAAAGACCUACAUUGGCUCCCAGUACAUUUCUGAGCACAAUUCAAAGUGUUGGUGUUGACCUUUAAAGCCCUAAACGGCCUCGGCCCAGUAUACCUGAAGGAGAGUCUCCACCCCCAUCAUUCUGCCCGGAUGCUGAGGUCCAGCGCCGAGGGCCUUCUGGCGGUUCCCUCGCUGUGAGAAGCCAAGUUACAGGGAACCAGGCAGAGGGCCUUCUCGGUAGUGGCGCCCGCCCUGUGGAACACCCUCCCCCCAGAUGUCAAAGAGACAAACAACUACUUGACAUUUAGAAGACAUCUGAAGGCAGCCCUGUUCAGGGAAGUUUUUAGUGUGUGACAUUUUAAUGUAUUUUUAAUCUUUGUUGGAAGCCGCCCAGAGUGGCUGGGGAAACCCAGCCAGAUGGGUGGGGUACAAAUAAUAAAUUAUUAUUAUUAUUGUUGUUGUUGCUGUUGUUGUUAUUGUUAUUAUUAGCUACCCUGGUCUUAAGACCAUGGUGAUGAGCCUUUCAAAAUUGCUAGUUCCAUGCCUCAGCUAACCUUUCUUCUCUCCCUUCCCCAUCUGCAUGGUCCAGUCCUGCGCGGGGGGUGGGGGAGAGAGCCCUAGACCCCUCCAGCAGGGGACAAGGGGGGUAUAUUUAGAAGGCCACCUGUGACCCUCCUCUAAUUGCACAUUUGCACACUCUUCCUCCUCUCUACUUUCCAGAAAAAUACAACUUCCUAGGAAUCAGCAUCGUGGGCCAGAGCAACGACCGAGGAGAUGGUGGCAUCUACAUAGGCUCCAUCAUGAAAGGCGGCGCUGUAGCAGCUGACGGAAGGAUCGAACCGGGGGACAUGCUCUUACAGGUUGGCAGAAGUAUAGGCUCCUAAGGAGAGCUUGGCCUCUGAAUUGGGGCGAAGGCCCAGCAGAUCCAGCAUCCUGAUGGGGGUGGAGAUGCUCUCACUGGUGGGUGGGGCCAGAGGCAAAAGUGGGCGGGGUAAUGAAGUUAAAAUUUAAUCUUUGUACAGCAGGUUGGUUUCCACACACACGCCUCUCUGUCCUCCACCUUGUCAAGCAAGAGGCAUCAUCUGAGUUGAAGGACGCAUUCCAUCCAGGCAAAAACACCCCAGGAGGAUGCUAAGCAGGGCUGGGGAGGUGGUGUGGCCUGACGAGAUUGCCGAGGGCCAGGUAGACAGGUCUAGAGGGCCACAUUGAGGACUGAGCCAUCCUUGUAUGCCAGGUGUGGGGAACCUACGGCCUUCCAGAUGUUGAACUACAACUCCCAUCAUCCCCGACCAUUGGUCAUGCUUGCUGGGGUUGAUGGGAGUCCAGCUACAUCUGGAGGACCACAGGAUCCGCACACCUGAUGUAGUCCCUUGGAGCAGGGCUCUCGGCUAUGAGCGUUCAGUCCAGUGUUCAGCUGGGAGGCAGCCGUUGUGCUCAUGUCCUCCUCCUGGGCUUCUGACAGUGGCAGAUUUUGGCGCUUAAGAAUUUCAACGGCAUCCAGUGCAGCACUGAAAUUCCCCCCACCCAAGCCUCUUGCCUUCCAUUGUUUGUCAUUGUUGUGGCACCCCCUGCAGUGCCCUUUUGGCUGGGCGCCCAGUGUGGGAAAACCAGCCCAUAAUCUGCCUCUGCUUCUGAUUGGCUGCAUUGAGAACGGAAUGCUUGGCCUUUGAUCUGACCCAAAGCAAGUCUCCUCUUCAUCUUCUUACGAUUUGGAGGGGAAACCCCUGGCGAUAACAGAUUCCUCACCUGUUGCACUCCAGGUGAACGAGGUCAACUUCGAGAACAUGAGCAACGAUGACGCAGUGCGGGUCUUGCGGGAAAUCGUCUCCAAGCCGGGGUGAGUGAUCGUAGCAAAGCCAGGGCGCUGUGCGUUUGUGUUACUCCUGCAGUUGAUGUCUUGUAUCCGGUGGUGGUCCUACUCAGAGUAAACCCAUUAACAUUAAUGGAGUCAGCACUAAUUUCAGUGGGUAUACUCUGAGUAAAACUUGGUACCGCUCAUUGACUGCAGCCAGUGCAGAGAGCAACCUCCCCAAAUCUGUCCUUUGUCUUAUAUUGUAUUUUAAACAAGCGUGUGUUUUAACGCUCAUGCUUUUCAUCCUUUGUGUGCUGUGUUUUAUCUGGUCUGAGACUGUAUAAUAAAUGAUUUCAUUUGAUUUGACUCCCAAAAUCAGCCUGGGUUCAGGCUCGGGGUUAUGAAGAGACAAUGUUGUGGUGUAUUCGGGGGGCUGUGUAAAUAUGACUGUCAGGUCCCCAAAACCCAGACCCUGAGACUCACAGUGAGUGCUUUAGGGUUUGUCCCACAUUGGGCUGCAUGGAGGGAGGAGAUGUGAGGACAUGAUAUAUCAGAUAACCUCCAAGCUAUUCUUUUUAAAACUUCCUGCAUGUAGAAAACUGGUAUCUAGAGGCACAGAGAGAACUAGAAGUUUUCUCCUUGGCGCACUAGUUUACUAGAUGCAGUGAGGUGUCAUCGUUUUUUGUUGUUGAGUUUUAAUGGGGCAGGGCAAUCAAAAUAAGGUCUCUCUCCAUCCCACCCCUGUGAGUUUGAAUGGGAUGGACUCUAGCACUUGAGCUUUAUUGAGUGAAGAGCUCAGUGUAGAAUCAAAGGGCGGAGAGGUGGUGAGAUUAGGAGCCUGGAACCAUGUGGCUGGUGGGAAGCCAUGGACAGAACGUAAUAAGGUCAUUCCUUUGAGUGUUCUGUUUUCGUUCCCUUCGUAAUAUAUAUCUGUUUUCUAUAAUAUUUCUCCAGCCCUAUCAGCCUAACAGUGGCCAAAUGCUGGGAUCCUACGCCCCGGAGUUAUUUCACAAUCCCCAGAGGUGAGUGAUCCAGCCAUUGCAAACAGCCUUAAAGCACACACAGUUCAUGGCAUUGAUCGUCCACGAGGUUUUAUAAAGGAGUGGUGCUGAUGCUGAUGCUGAUGAUGUGGAAAGAGGGAAACCUUUGAUCUAGAGCAGUGAUGCUAGUGGAGAGGCUAUGUAAUCUCCAGGUGUUGUUAGACUACGACUCCCACCAUCCCCGACUGUUGGUUCUGCUGGCUGGGACUGAUGGGAAAUGUAGUCCCACAACAUCCAGGGACCUGAGGUUGAAGAACACACAUCUAGGGAGUCAUCCAAUGAAAUGGAUUCAUCUUCUAAACCAGGGAUGUCCAACAGGUCGAUCUGGAUUGACUGGUCGUUCCCUGGGAGGUUUUGGUAGAUUGCAGUAGGUUGCUGGCUCCUCCAUCUGGCCUUUUCAUUGUGAGGCUGACUGUCUCCUUAGUGCUCUAUCACUGAACGCCUGUUUUCAUUUAUUAGACCUUAACCUGCACAUAUGCGGGACAUUCCCAAAAUAGCUCAACAAUUCCUCCCCAAAAGAAGGACAAUAAGUUUGACCUGAUCCCCCCCAAAAUGGGACUUUCUUCCCUAAAAAUGCUCAACAACUUUUACCUGAAUCUCCCCCCAAAAGGGUUUAGAUCAGUGGUUCUCAACCUGUGGGUCGCCGGAUGUUGGACUACAACUCCCAUCAUCCCUGAGCUCUGGCCUUGCUAGCUAGGGAUGAUGGGAGUUGUAGUCCAACAACAUCUGGGGACCCACAGGUUGAGAAAGGCUGGUAGAUCACUGCCAGAUAUUAAUUGUGUGAGUAGAUCUCUUGGAAGUUGGACGCCCCUGUUCUAAACCAUUUUUAUGCUGCUUCACACAGUUUUUUAUGCUCAUUCUAUGCUGGUGCUACUUUUGUCUCUGUUGCCUUGCUUGCUAAAUUAUUUCAUUUUUGUAUUUUAAUUAUUUUAAAUUUGUGAGCAGCCCAGAGGAUGCAGUUACUUGGGCAGAAUAUAAAUGCAGGAAGGAAAUAAAUAAGAGUCAGGGCUGGCACAAAUAAAUCCUCGGUAAAACAGACGUGGCAGCAGGGUUUAUGCAUUUUGUAAACCAAGGAUCCAUCAUCAUCAUCAUCAUUUUAUUUGUAUGCCGCCUUUCCGUAGUUAAAACAAUGCUCAAGGCAGCUUACAACAUGGCAAGAUUUACAUAAUUACCAGCAUAACAAAAGUCAUAAACAAUAAAUAAAAACAUCAAAAGGUAUGCAACCAAAUGGAAAACAUUUCCACAUAAAUCACAAAAUCUAAAACUAAAAAAUACAGCAUUAAUAUCUAUAACAAUUUAAAAUGACAUAGAUAUAAAAUAAUAACAAUCUACACAUGCAGUCUACCUGACCCAUAUUUCUUACAGAAGCGUGGAUGAGACUCAGAACUAAAUACUAUUCUGACCUGAACUUUGACCAGUAAAGUCAAAGCUUUAGACACCUUAUGACUCUUCCUAAAGCUAACUGUAUUUAUGGGCCCCACCAGCCUUACCUUGGAUUCAGCCUCGAAGGGGUGUGUGUUCUCCAGCCCAGAGUCCCUGAGGUUAUUUGCUGGAACUGAAAGUGUAGGUUUGAGCUGGACCCUGAAAUGAAACGAGCAGAAUCCUGUUCUGAUUGGCUAGACAAGGGCAGAAAGCCCAGCUUCUUAUUUAUGCUUUAAGAAAACUGGCCAAUAGGUACCCAGGACAAAGAGCCUUUUUAGCAGGGGCAGUCAAGGCAGCUUUUAUGUCAGAAGGUUUUGGAAGAUGGUGAUGAUGAUGAUUAAUUAAAUUUGUAUGCCGCCCUAUACCCAUAGAUCUCAGGGUGGUUCACAACAUAAAUAUAAAUAUAAAAUAUUGAUAUUGUGUUUUCCUUAUCUCCUUCUUUUGACAAGCUUACCCGGGUGUUUAGAACAAUGAUACGUGUUUUCCUCUGCUUUUAGUUUACUGAUGGUUUUAAUCUCUCUGAAUGUUUCGAAUUAUUGUUGUUAAUUGUUUUUCUUGACAAUCUUAUUGUUCUACCUUUUCCGUAAGCUGCUUUGAGGUUGUUAUUGUUGUUUACAACCAAGCGGUGUGUAAAAUGGGUGAAACAAUAAAAGAAAAUGAAUAUUGUAUUUCAUUGUAUUUGCAGUUUGAAUUCUGCAGAAUGCAAUAAAAUGCAAAUAUAUGUGAGAAGCAAUACAAAUACUAUUAGGAACCACCUAGCAUCCAGCACUGUACAUUAUAGAGACAUUUGUUAAGGGUUUGCCAAGACCCUCAGCCAUUUUCAAGAGGUCUGGGGGUGGGGAAGAGGGGGAGGUUUCAGGGGCCAUGUUGCACGCAGCUUUUUCUUGUGCCUAAAGCCGCCUUGAAUGCUUCUCUAGGGAGACAGGAUAUACAGCAUUUUUCGCUCUAUAGGACGCACUUUUUCCCCUCCCAAAAUUAAGGGGAUAUGUUUGUUCGUCCUAUGGAAUGAAUGCAGGCUCCUUGGCUUCAGCAAUAGCAACACGAAGCCUCCGAAGCGCAGAGGGAGUGCUCCCUCUGCGCUCCGGAGGCUACACGUUGCUUUCGCUGAAGCCUGGAGAGCGAGAGGGCUCGGUGCGCACCGACCCCUCUCGCUCUCCAGGCUUCAGGGAUAGCCGCCUGAAGCCUUUAGAGUGCAGCGGGACCUCACGCUGCACUCCAAAGGCUUCGGGUUCCUUUUGCUAAAGCCGGGAGAACAAGACUUUCCUGGCUUCAGCAGAGAGGGAGAGCUGCGCAGCGCCCCUUCAGCGAAGCGGGAGGAGAAAUGGAAGGGGCUCUGUUUCUCCUGCUGCUUCGCUGAAGGGGCGCUGAGCAGAGAGGGGGAGAUUUUUUUUUUCUUGUUCUCCCCCUCUAAAACAAGGUGCGUCCUAUGGUCGGGUGCGUCCUAUAGAGCGAAAAAUACUGUAAGUUUUGAAAGGAAAGAGAUGAACCGCCACAGAGUACGCCUGCUAACCCUUUCUUCUCCCUCCCCGUUUUCUCUCGCGUUCCAGCUGAGCCCGUGCGGCCGAUCGACCCCGCCGCCUGGAUCUCUCAUACCACGGCCCUGACGGGAGCGUACCCCCGUUACGGUAUGAGCCCCUCCAUGAGCACCAUCACCUCUACCAGCUCCUCACUAACAAGCUCAAUUCCCGAUUCGGAAAGUAAGUCACACUGCCGCCAGGACCGGGCAGGUUAUUUCCUCCUGCGCAGGGCUGGCAGUGUAGAGCCAAACAAACAAAACUCCAAACAAAAGACACACACACACAAAAGAAACCCCAAAAGCAAAAGAGCUCCAGCAACAACAAUGCUGUGGGGAGCAUAAAACUUGUUUUCCCUCCACCCAUGGCCGUCCAAAACCCGGAAGGAUAAGGUUGUCAGCAGCUGUGAGGCCUCGGCGGCUGUGAUUUACCUCUGCUGUAGGAGGCAGGAGGCCUCUGAAUGUCAGGUGCUGGGUAUUGAGUGUUGGGAGAGCUGGUGAUCCUCUCAGGGUCCUGUUUGCAGGAUUCCCAGUUGGGCAUCUGGUUGGAUGCUGGGCUAGAUGGGCCAUUGCUCUGAUUCAGUUUCAGGGCCCUUCUGAUGUCCUUAUUAAAGGACAUUUGCUUAUUUGCUAGGGGACUAGCAAAUUCACAGGGCAUAAGGCUGUCACCGUCUAUUAACCACAGUGGCUAGAGAGUUGCUGGACCAGAAAGGACUCAGCAGAACUCUUCUUACAUUAGUAAAGCACAGGCCUGGGGCGAAUUUUCUUUUUUCUUUCAUUUUACCAUUCAAAUAUCUUCGCCUUUUCGAACGGCUUCUAGCCCUUCACACCCAAACUUCUUCCUCCAAGGAACUCAAGGUGGUGUACAUGGUUCACAACAACCCUGUGAGGUAGGUUGGGCUGGGAGACAGAGACUGGAGCAACGUCACUCAGUAAGCUUCAUGCCCAAGGGAGGAGGGAUCUGAACCCUGGUCUUCCAGGUCCUAUUGAAGCACUCGAACCGCUACCCUACACUGGAUAGUGGUGUGGAGAUGGGCAUACUUUGGGUUGGAGGGCUAUUGCCCAACCCUCCCUCCCACUCCAAAAAAACCUGCUAUAGGUACCGGUUGAAGCCUCGAAGUCCUUUACAGUACCAUCCUGCAGAGAGAAGAGAAGGGGCAUAGCUCAGUGGUAGAGCAUCUGCUUCACAUGCAGAAGGUUCCAGGUUUGAUCCCUGGCAUCUCCAGGUAGGGCUAGAAACCUGGAGAGCAGCUGCCAGUCAGUGCUGGCUGAACUGAGCUAGCUGGACAGCUUCCUGUGAAGAUCAGCAAAAAAAAAUAUCUGACUUUGCCUUUAUUUUAGCCAAAGCAGCCUUCUCCAACUUGGCGGUCUCUGUGCUGGAUGGGGCUGCUGAGAGUUGUGGUCCAAAAUGCCUGGAGGGCGCCAGGUUGAGGAACACUGAUCUGAAGUCCCCUGCCCCUGGCACAUGCCUGCACUAUUCUGUGCAUACUUGAGAUGGUUAGAGCCUUUGGCUGUCUGCCGACAGCUUGCCGCUGGCUGCUGUGACAUUCUUUGCAUUCUUUUGGGGAGAUAGCGAUGUGAGACCCUCUCACAAUCGAGUUGCUGGAGUAAGGACUACUAGGAUUUAAAAAAAAAAAAAUCUACAGCAAAAAUUGGCGGUCAGGUUUCCUAAAGGGGAUCCGUGGAAGGACGGAGGAGGCUUCCCCCACAGAUAACGUUUUAGGCUGACACCACCCAGACGUUAGAGACCCUUGUCAUGCGGUUCUGAGGGUCUUUUUCAGUGGAUUUAAAUAGGCUGCUUGGCUUUUACAAGCCUCUUCUCAGCUGGCUCCAAAGGGGAGACGAGCAAACUAUGGCAUUCAUUUCCAGAAGAUGUAGAGAUGAUGAUGGCUGCCAACGUGGAGGGCAGCUUGAAUUCUAUCAGUGGCUACUAGCCAUGACAGCUCUGUUCUCUUGCUACUGUGAGAGAGUUGCUGCUCUGUAGGAACCAAAACAGGCAGCUGCAGUCUUUCCAUCUCCACGUGGUUUCUGCUCUGGUCUUGUCAGUCUCCUACGCACACACACACACCUGGACACACCAAUACAUAAACCCCUCACAAUGGGCUCUCCCCGUUUAUUGCUCCCCACACAUUCAAAUCGGAACGUUGUCAAACCCAAACCGCAGGUUGCUUUCCUCGCUACUAACCAAACUAACUUCCUGCCAAAGCCAAACGGUGCCGCAGAGCACCUGGCAAGAAUUGGUUGCAAAUGGGACCCAGGAGCCUUUGUGGGUAAAACAGCAAGUGGUGGAUGAUGAUGUUCUUCUGGUGUCGCAAGGGGGUGCAUGGCCUGAAUCUCUGUGUUCCCAAGCCUUCCUUCACCACGCACUUUCCUCCCCCUUUUCUGACAGAUGACAUAAGCAUGGAAAAAUAAGUGGAUCCCGAAGUUUCUGUGGGAAAUGAACUGGGUCUUAAUUCAGUGCUGUAGCUCCAUUAAAAAAUAAAAUCCAGACAUGUUCCGGUAGUGCAGCUUCGCCAAGCUGAUGCCCUCCAGAUGUUUUGGACUGCAACUGUCAUCAACUCCAGGGUCUCUCUCUCCUCUUUUCUCUCUCUCCCCUGCCAACUCCCCUCUUCCCUAUUUGUUUGUUUCUCCCCCCCUUCUCUGUCCCAGGGACUGAUGGGAGUUGUAGUCCAAAAAUUCUUGAGGGCAGCCUCCCUGGGUGCCUAGAUGGCUCCACCCACCCUGGCACCCCAUUGGUCUCCCUGCUGGCCUGAUAGAGUUAUAAAAGCUUCUGGUUCAAUCUUGACUUUUUAGUCUGGGGCAAUUGCCAGGUUGGCCUUGACUGCCUUGGCUUCUAUCCUUGAUUCUUUCCCCCCUCUUCGUUUUCUGGGUUCUCCCCCAAAUAAAUACAUAUUUUUUCCCUCCACAAAACUAGCCUGUUAGAGAGAAGGGCUCUUCUCCCGGACAUGUGAGUUUUCCAUAUGCAGGGAUUUGUUUUCACUUGCGCAGAGAGGGCGUUCAAACGUGUGAGCAUCUCUCUCCUUCAGGUGAAGUGGUAUAGCCCAGCAAGGUGGUACAGCCCGGGGGCAGGUUGAGAGCAGGUCACUAGGCCAGAACGGCAGUUUGACGUGACUCUAGUCAGCCCCUCCCCAUGCCGUCCCCACACCUUUCAUUACCAAGGAAGUGCCCUUAGUGACACCAUCACUUUUAAUCUGGAAUACUUCACUUGUGAACACCCUUAAAGUGGGGCUGUAAGUGAUAAAGAUAGAUAGAAGUAUCUCAAAUAUACUUCUUCAGCUAGUGUAGUUUCACAUCCAAUUUAUAUAAUAAUAAUAAUAAUAAUAAUAAUAAUAAUAAAUAAUUAAUAAUAAUGGGAAGACAGCCUAAAUUACAUAAAAAGGCCAGAUACAUGUGUCAUUCACAGAAUGCAGUUGUGCAAUAGAAUUCAGGUCUCUGACAUGAAAUUUUGAUAAACAGAGAUAUAGAUAUCCUCCCCAAUAAAGCACCAAGUAUCUGCAGUACAGGCACUUCAAUUUGAAAUUUCUCUCACAUACACCCUGGCUAAUCUCCUUUUUAGACAAGGUUCUCUAUUAAAAGCAAGAGAUUUCAAUUAAAUUUAUUUGGACGCUCAAGAGACUUUGGUGCCUGUAGGGGGAGAUCAAAAUAAUGACACCCGCCCCCUUCUUGCUGGCCUCCAUGCUGUCUGUUCUUCAGUACAAGCCAUGCCGAAAUGAAGAGAAGCCACACAGGAUUUGCCAGUAUAGUCUUCAGGCCUGGGCCUGAGGUGUUUGGGUACCUGAAGGAGGAGGCCCAGCUGCUGCUAAUUCACUUCCCUAAGGCUGGAAGUUCACAAACAAGAACUUUCCACUGGAUUUUUGGGUGGCUUUGAAUAGAAAAUGGCCCCUCUCUUUUCCUUUUUUGUUAGCCUUGUUCUGAGGGGGAAGAAAAUGCUGGUUUGUGGCAGCCUGAUGCCAGUCCCACUCGGAGCAGACCCAUAGAAGAUAAUGGAUGUGACUACCGUAGGUUCAUUCAUUUCAAUGGGCCUCCUCUGGACAUAACUGAGUUGGAAGCAACUCAGCAUCAUGAUGGGUAACAUGAAAAUGAGGGGAACAGAUCCUGAAGCUGAGGCUCCAAUACUUUGGCCACCUCAUGAGAAGAGAAGACUCCCUGGAAAAGACCCGAUGUUGGGAAAGAUUGAGGGCACAAGGAGAAGGGACAACAGAGGAUGAGAUGGUUGGACAUGAGUUUGACCAAACUGCGGGAAGCAGUGGAAGACAGGAAUGCCUGGCGUGCUCUGGUCCAUGGGGUCACAAAGAGUUAGACACAACUAAACAACAACUACAACCACAACACCCUGCCACCACAGCCUCCACCUGUGAUAGGUUUCACAGCUCAUGCAAAGUAUUGCCAGAAUAAUCCCUUUCAUCAUUCUGAGGGGGGAAAUGGUGGCCUCGGGCAGCUAUCAUUUCUCUCCCAGAAUCACCUCAGAACUGCUCCAUGUCAUGAUGUAGGUUUGUAAUGAAAGGUAGUCUCCUGCUGCCCUGAUCAGCCCCCAUCAGCAAUGAGUUUCACAUUUCAGCCAAAGUACUGCAGAAACAAUGCCUUUCUUGUUUAUCGCCUCCAAAUGAAGCGGACAAAAUGGAGGGGACCAAUUUUCCUCAAAUCCUGUCUACUUCUCUCUUGCUCAGCUGAAGUUCAUUUCAGUUAGGCUUGCGCAGGAGGAGUUGCUGGCUGAUUUUACCUCAUGGUCAGGUCCUUCUCUUUCUCUGCAACCUCCACGCUAAAAUCCCCACCUCAGCUUUCCCUAUGGCAGGGCUGUCCUUGCGUAAAACUGCUCCCCCCUCCCCCCGCUUUCCCUCUCGGCCUCCAUCCAUUCCUUGUUUCCUUUAUAGCAACAUCUCUGUCUGCUCUUCCUUUUUUUCCAGAGCUGGACGAAUCCCCUUUAACUGUUAAAAGCGACAUGGCCACCAUUGUCAAGGUUAUGCAGUUGUCGGAUUCUGGCCUUGAGAUACGGGACAGGAUGUGGUUAAAAAUUACCAUCUCCAAUGCAGUAAUAGGUGAGUGACUCCUGCUUCUGAGGCUGGGGGUGGGAGAGAAGGUACCUUACUAAAUUGAGGUUUUCUUUUUUGCCGCUGAUGAUGUUCGCUUGUGUGGGUGCUUAUGAAGGAACUAACCAAACCAGGUUUCACCAUCAUGGUGCCCUUCAGAUGCUGCUGGACUCUGGCUCCUAUCAUCCUUGACCAGUGGCCAUUCCUGGCUGGGGCUGAUGGGAGUUGUAGGCCAGGGAAGGCUGAGUUGGGCCAAUGGAAUUCCAGCAUACAGUGAUGUCAACUCUGGCGGCAAAAUAUUCCCUUUCCUGUUCUGGAUUACGGUUUGUGCCACUUUGCUACCCUGCCAGCUUGGAUGAGGAAUUGUGAAUUACUGUCACAGCUUGUGUGUUUUUUCCCCGGAACAGGGAGGGAGUGAACAUAGCAGUUGGGCUAGAUGACCCUUGGCAGUCCCUUCCAACGCUACAAUUUUAUGAUUCUAUGACGGUGUAGCAUGAGACAGCCUUUACUUGCUGGGGCUCAUGGGAUUUGUAGUCCAAAACAACUGGAGGGCACCAAGUUUGCACAAGAGCAUGGGGCAGUGCAAAUGUAAUGCAGCCCAUCCUUUAACCACAGGUAGUGAGCAGCCUCCACUCCUCCUCCUCCUCCUCCUUCUCCCACUUCAAUUCUUCCCACUCUUCCCCAUCACAGUUAAGGGUUUUGUCAACAGCACCAGCCAUAACUCUGGUUAACAAUAGCUGGGGUCCAUGGUAACCAGGGCUUGAAAGUAUGGUUGGCAAACUAUGGUUUCAAGGAGGGAGCAUAGCACCAGCUACUACUCCCACUUAUUCUGUUGUGUAUUUAUCUGAAACAUGUUUUCCUCAGUAGCUUUAAGCAAUCUGCAUACUCUCUGCCAAACCAGAUUUGGCUACAUAAUGAUAUCAUUGAGAGAAGAAGAAGAAGAGGAGUUUGGAUUUGAUAUCCCGCUUUAUCACUACUCUAAGGAGUCUCAGAGCAGCUAACAAUCUCCUUUUCCCUUCCUCCCCCACAACAAACACUCUGUGAGGUGAGUGGGGCUGAGAGACUUCAGAGAAGUGUGACUAGCCCAAGGUCACCCAGCAGCUGUAUGUGGAGGAGCGGGGAAUCGAACCCGGUUCACCAGAUUACGAGUCCACCGCUCUUAACCACUACACCACACUGAGCAAGCGAGGGCAAUGGGGACUGAAAGCAAGUGAGGGCACAGGCAAUGUAAAAUAAACAAGUUGUCAUUUUUACCAGGAGUGCCGGUUUGGGUGGGUGGGGGUGGAAUUACCAAAUUGGUGGUGCUUUCCCCCCUUUGACUACUCCCCUUGCUGUUUGCAGGAGCGGACGUGGUCGACUGGCUUUACACGCACGUGGAGGGCUUUAAAGACCGAAGGGAGGCCCGGAAGUACGCCAGCAGCAUGUUGAAACAUGGCUACCUCAGGCACACUGUGAACAAAAUCACGUUCUCAGAGCAGUGCUACUACGUCUUUGGUGAUCUCUGCGGCAGUAAGUCCCCCUCCUUACGCCCUUUGGGGAAGGGUCUGAUCAGCAAUGGCUUUCCCAGGUCUCAAGUCCUUCCCAGCCCCAGCUGAAGAUACCAGAUAUUGAACCUGAGACCUUUUGCAUGCAAAUCACAUACUCUGCCCCUGAGCCAUAUUGUUCUGUGUGUCUGCGCCAUCAUGGAAGUUCUUUUCUCCUUUCCGUCUCCAGAUCUGGCUGCACUGAACCUUAACAAUGGUUCCAGCGGAGCUUCAGACCAAGACACCCUGGGCCCCCUCCCGCACCCGGCCACGCCUUGGCCCUUGGGGCAAGGCUAUCCUUACCAAUACCCCCUUGCCCCUCCGUGUUUCCCGCCGGCCUACCAGGACCCAGGCUUCAGCUAUGGGAGCGGCAGCGCAGGGAGCCAGCAAAGCGAAGGUAGGUUCUCUGGCGUGUGCAUCCCCCUUCCAUGAUUUCCAUUCCUGCUGGCCGUUUGCUUAGGUCUUCCCUCUCCCCAACCCCUUGGUUUUGUUUUCCUCUCUCCUCUUCUCAUGACUCCCUUUGUCUAUCAUGCAUGGAAUCGGUUUCUUUCUGCUGCAACGUGAAGGAAUGAUUGUUUUAAACGAGCUGCCUGCAUAGAUUCGGUGGCCUGGUUCACAUUAGAUGGCAAGCCAAGCUGUGGUUUAGCAUAUGUGAGUUAGAGGCACAGGUUCCUGGAGUGAAGAUCCCAGCCACAGCAGUCCUCUCCUGAUACUGCUGCACUGCCUGGAGCUAAGCCAUGGUUUUGGUGUAUAUGGUUUGUCUUGCUGCAGACAAACCACAAACUCUAACCAAGGUUUCUUUGGCAUUUACCACUUGUGCUUUGUCUGAAGUGAAACAAACCAUGAGCCCAGGCUUGAACAUAACACUAAGUCAAACCAUAGCUUAGCCCCAGGUAGUGUUGUUGCAAUAGUAGAAAAACAACUACCAAACUUUUAGAAGGCAGCACUGUUUAGGGAAGCUUUUAAUGUUUAAUAGGUUAUUGUAUUUCAGUGUUCUGUUGGAAGGCGCCCAGAGUGGCUGGGGAAACCCAGCCAGAUGGGCGGGGUAUAAAUAAUAAAUUAGUAGUAGUAGUAGUAGUAGUAGUAGUAGUAGGGAGGAGUUCAGUGGCCAUGAUUUUAGCCCAGAGAACCCAUAUGUUUGUAUGCUCAUGCUAAGCCAUAGUUUGGCUCAACAUUACCUGCAAACUGUGUCAGGGUCUCAGCUUUCUAGAGGAGGGAGUAGAGUUGUGUUGCCUAUGUUGAUGGCCAGAUACAAACCAUAGCAGGAUUAAAAAACACCCACUGAUAGCGUUAGUAUUAUAUGUUGUUAGGCUCCAUGCAAAAAUUAAAACAGUCCCUGUCCAUGGGCCUGAUUAUAAUCUAAAGCAAACAUUCACAGCGGAGUCAGUAAUUUAACAUUUCAUAUCUAAAAAUAAGCAUUAUUUUUGGUAAUGACAGAUCAGCUCUGAAAAACAAAACAAAAGGUGAGGUGGGGGGGGGAGAGAAAGGGAACCUGGAUAUUCUGGCUGUCGCCUGUCCAGCCUACCACAUUCCUGUCCAACAAAGACUUAUUUAAGUUUAGUUGCUGAAACAGUGAGUUGGGCUGCUUUUUAAGGUUGCAUCUGCAUCAUUUAGAAAAUAUUUUGAACUUUGCGCGGUGAAUUUGUGCAGCCACAGAGAAUGCCUUCUCCCAAGCCAAUGCCACCUUGAACUUCUGAGGGCAGUGGAAGUGCCAAGCCACACUCACUCUGCCUGCUGUGUUUAACACCUGAGAAGGGUCUGUAGGGAAUGUUUGGGACCUAAGUCAUUUAUACCUCCUCAUUUAAGCAUCUGAAGAACGGCCUUGGUAGGAGACUGUACUAAGCAGGUUGCUAUGAGGCGAGGUGUCCUUUCUUGAAUGCACAGGUGCAAGGGCUAUGCUAUAUUAGGCGCAAAGAUAUCUGGGAAAGUGGGAGCAGAGAGCAUGAUGGGGGUAGUGUGUUGCUUUUCCCUUCACCACCUUCUGCCUAAUAGUGCAUUGCUGCUGUGGCUGCUGCAGUUGUGUGUCAUUUCACUUGAAGCUUUCCCCCCUUUUCUUUUGUAACUGUUAUUCCCUUGUUUUGUCCUGAGCAAGCAUUAGACUGAAGGAUUCAUAAAGGAAUGGCUGGGACUGGUAAGCGUCUCACACACCUCCCUUGAAAACUGAUAUUAUUGCUUCAUAUAUAGCAUGAUCAUCUAGAUUCUUGUGUCUUCCCCCAUUCUGAAACUCUUAGCGUGUCUCUCCUCCCCAUGCUCUUCACUCUGCCCCUCUGUCCUUUUUGUUUCCUUUUGAAUUAUCCUGGGCUGCCCAGCCAUCUGAGCUGGGACAGCCUGCAGAAUAGGAAGCAAAGCUUUCACUGGAGAGUUUGGCUGGAGUUUCCCCAGUGCUGAUCAGCAGAUUGCAGUUUACAGGGUGUCAGAUUCAGUUAAAGGUAAAGGUAAAGGUCUAUUAGGUCCAGUCGUGACCGACUCUGGGAUUGCGGCGCUCAUCUUGCUUUAUUGGCCAAGGGAGCCGGUGUACAGCUUCCGGGUCAUGUGACCAGCAUGACUAAGCUGCUUCUGGCCAACCAGAGCAGCGCACAGAAAUGAUGUUUACCUUCCUGCUGGAGCGGUACCUAUUUAUCUACUUGCACUUUGACGUGCUUUCGAACUGCUAGGUUGGCAGGAGCAGGGACCGAGCAACGGGAGCUCACCCCGUUGCAGGGAUUCGAACCGCCGGCCUUCUGAUCGGCAAGUCUUAGGCUCUGUGGUUUAACCCACAGCGCCACCCACAUCCCUCAGAUUCAGUUAGUAAGCAGGAAUUGCUGAAGUUCUUCAGGACCUUGGAGAGCUCCACUGUGAAACAGACAUUGCUUUUGAUGGAGAUUUGAGCUCAACUGAGCAGCUAGAUGACAAAACUUAGAGCUCUAGAUCUGCUCCCAGUCUGAGAGCUAGCGGGAAUUUAAGGGGACAGAAUGCUACCUUCUGAAACGUCACACAUUCCAGAUGACAUCUGUUUUCUCUUCUUUAUUGAGGAGUGAUGGUCGAUAAAGGGCUAGAGCUGCAGAUCCUAGAGUCCUUUCUUGUGGAGUGUACAUACUCAAACACACACACAAACUCUUUCUCUAGAUCAGCCUUUCUCAACCUGUGGGUCCCCAGAUGUUGGACUACAACUCCCAUCAUCCCUAGCUAGCAAGGCCAGAGCUCAGGGAUGAUGGGAGUUGUAGUCCAACAACAUCUGGGGACCCACAGGUUGAGAACCGCUGCUCUAGAUGGUUCACAGAAUGCUCUUCCCAUGGUCUGGAUCUUUGGCUAGCUUGAGGGCUGUUGGACUGUUGAGAUAAGCUUCUGCUAUCUCAGGCAUCAAAGAUGGAGAACUCAUUGUUCUUCCCUUGCCUGUGUGUGUGUUUUAAUACAAUAUUUCGGAUACCUAAGUACACAGAAUAACUUCUUGCAGCUUGCAAUGAAUCUCUGCAUGAAAGCAACUGCAGCCAAAUACAAACUGUGUGCGUGCCUGGUCAGCAGCUAUGCUUCCUGGAAAGCCACUUUUGAGUCUUCUAAUAGCAAACUUGGAUGGUGAGUGCCAACAGAACUGUAGCUAAGAUGAGGCCGCUCAGAAACAAGAGGGAGGUAUUGGUACAUGCAGAGGUAUCCCAAGGAUUGCAGAAGUACCAAAGACCAAACCAGCCACCCCACACAUCAAAAGCAAACAAACAACUUAUGAGGGCAAAUCCUCCAAGAGACUUGCAUGGCCUUGAAGACUGAGCAUGCUCCGCAGUCAUGCAACAUAGAGUGUCCGUUGGAGAAAUGUGGAAGGCCACGCUUAGAGGGAGCGGCCGGCUGGAACCCUGAACCCAAGCAGGGCUUUUAGGAGGGAGAAUACAGUGCAGCAUUUGAUUACAGGUCCCCACUUCGGAUUUCAGGACAUUUCGAAAUAAACAUUCGUGUGAAUCUUUCUGCAGGGUUGCUUUUCGUUAUUGUUACGAAACAGAAUGCACCCUUUGCCUUUGCUUUUUUUUUUUUUUACCCAAGCUUGUUCCCCCCCCCCCAAAAAAAUUAUCACUUCUCCUUUUUGAAAAUGUUGCUGCGUUGCUUCUACGAGGCUUUCAGUGUGGUUUCUGGACAUCCAUGCAUGACAAAAAGUUACACCCGCUUCUGCCCCGGCAGUUGUGCUCACCCGAGUCCUGUAGCCAUCCAUCGCAUGCGAACCUCGUGCGGGACCUACUGCUUCAUCUGUUAUUUCUUCGCUGCUGAUCGGCAGGCGCCGGUCGGAAGCGUGGGCGACGUGCCACUUGCGUUUCUUUCCCCUUUCACUGACCCCCUUCCCUUUCCUUUCCCUUCCCUCCUUCCCCCCAGGAAGUAAAAGCAGCGGCUCUAACCGAAGCAACAGCGAGAAAAGCCGGAGGACCCUGGCUCGGGAUAAGGACCGCAAGUCAGCCGGCAGUGGCAGCGAAUCGGAUCCUACUGCCCGGAGCGGGGUAGCAGGGAGCGUCCUUCGGCGCGAGCGGCCGGCCAGCCAGCUCAGCCAUCUCAGCCACCACAGCCGCGCCUCUGCUGCCCCCAGCGAGAGGAGCCCACACAGCCGCCAUUCGCACGGGCCUCCGGGCGUUCCUCCGCUCUGCAGCCUCCCCAAGCUGGGCCCCAAAGUCUAUGGGACAAGUGGGCCCCCUGGGGGUCCCCCCGUGCGGGAACUCGCCUCCGUCCCCCCCGAGCUGACCGGCAGCCGCCAGUCGUUCCAGAAGGCCAUGGGCAACCCUUGCGAAUUCUUCGUUGACAUUAUGUGA